Xyrichtys novacula (pearly razorfish) is the source of this 66087-nucleotide messenger RNA. Lineage: Eukaryota; Metazoa; Chordata; Actinopteri; Labriformes; Labridae. The record is from the annotation of a GenBank genome assembly.
AUGGCGAGCUGGGUCUCUCUCCUCCUCCUCCUCUUCUGCAAGUCACUCUCACGAGCCCAGGAGGACAGCAUCAACAUUCCCAUCCAGGAGUUCACUUCAGAGACCCCCAUCAACAAUGUGGUCCAAGACCCCCAGACUGGCCGCAUCUACCUUGGGGCGGUCAACACCAUCUACCAGCUGGGGCCGACACUCCACCUACAGGCUCGUGCCGAAACAGGCCCCAAAGAGGACGCUCGGACCUGCACGCCUCCUGCCUCUGCGUGCCAGGACACAAAGCUUUUGCCAAACCUCAACAAGCUCCUGCUGGUCCAUCCAUCCAACGGCUCCCUCAUCGUGUGUGGGAGUCGCUAUAGAGGGAUCUGCUCCCUCCUGAACCUGACCAACGUAGAACAGCAGCUGUACUACAGCGACGGCAAAGGAGAGAGGACUUACGUUGCUAGCAUAGAGGAUUAUGUGAACGUGGUGGGCGUCAUGUCUACUUACACAAAAGAUGACCACACCUUCAGUGUGUUUUUGGUUGGGAAGGGCUAUGGAAGCCUAGACAGUACAAAACUCAUUAGCACAAGAAUCCUUCAGGACUACCGUGACUAUGAUCGGGACUGGGUCGUUUUCGAGAGCAUCAUCGAGGCAUCUACGGUACAGACAACCCCGUUUGUCCCAAAGUACCUGCACGACUUCCGCCUUGCCUUCAAAGAGGACGGUUUUGUUUAUUUCCUCUUUUCACGGACACUUGACGGUUCAGAUACCAAAAACCUGACCUUUAUUUCUCGUCUUUGUGAAGACGACUACCAUUACUACUCCCACACAGAGCUUCAGUUGAACUGUGGGAAAGACAACAGAUACAACAAAGUCCAAGCUGCGUACGUGGCUUCACCGGGGAAAGAGCUAGCACGGAUCAUGACUGAAGCAGGAAUCUACGGUAAGGUCGUGUCCUGGAGUAAGGUUCUGUUCAUGGUGGCCAGUCCGGAUGACGACGAGAACAACUCUGCCCUCUGCAUGUACCCGCUCAACUACAUCAACGAGCGGCUGUCAGAUAUCAUCAGCGCCUGCUACAGCGACUCAGGGAAAAUCUCUGGGUUUCCCGCUGUGGACAUCCCCUACUCAUCAAAAAACGAAGAAUUCUGCACAUCAAAAAUAGCGGCAAGUGCCUCUUUUGUGUCAGCUGGUUGAAGUUUUAAAAAGUCUGUUUGAAAUGAUAGAUGUUAGCUGGAUAUCAUUCGAAGAACUCCCUUUGCUGUCAUCAAUAAUGCAGGGAUGUGCCACUGUUGGCUUUGAUGUCUCAGUGUUUGCUUUGUUCCGCUCAUCCUUCAGCAUCGUUCCAUCUGAAGCUCUCGUUCGUUCUCGCACAAUUUCCCUCCUUCGGUGUCUCCUUUCACUAUUCCCCCAGCUCAUCCAGAAUGAUGUCGUAGAAGGCAGGAAGGUAAAUAGCAGUUCAACAGACAAAUUAGGCCAACUAAGAAAUAUGUUGACCUGCUUUCAAAGCCAAAGUUUCACUUCAUUUGUGGGCACUAAAAAUAUGGAACCAUCAUUUGGCACAGUUUUUUGGUGACAAUACAAAUUCAGAGCUCACGUUUAUUAAAUCAGUUUUCCUACAACAUCAAAGAGGUUGAGAACAGCGAUUGGUUAGUGGCCUUAAAAAUCACCCUGUACCCACCAAGAUUUUGUCCUCUUUGGUAGCCUUUGCCAACAUCAGUGUACAGUUUCGUUAACACGUUUACUCCUCAGGCUUUGCCUCUCAUUCAUGCACAAAUUGGACACUGCCUCCUCUUCUCCAUUUGAACAAAAUUUUCUCUUUUUUUUGGCUUAAGAAAGAAAAAAAAUAACCUGCAGUAGGUUUCUCUUUGCCAUUGAUUAUCGACCACCACUGUUUCAGGUACAGCUGGCCUCAACCUGACCCGCUUUGACCUGAGGUCAUGAAGGUGCGAAGUCGAAACCCCCCGUAAAUUAAUUAAAUUCAGUUCUUCCAAACAACUUUUUUUUUACUACACACUUUCUUACAGGCACCCAAUCAAAAACAAAUGUAAGGUGCUGAUUGUAGCUGUGGCUGACUCAGGGAAAAUGUUAGGAGACAGGUUGUGAGUCAGAGAGUGAGUGCAAGCAGAAUGCAUUUGAAAGAUGGACCGAACUAAAAUACUGUGACACAAUAUGAAGCGUUUAUCUGAUAUGAACACAAGAUACAACUCUGCUACUCAGAUUCCACAGAAUUUGGGGUGCUGUCAUUUAAAGUCCAUUUUAACUGAAAAAAGCGCAAGGACAAAGUAUCAAAUGUUGAAAUAUAAAAUGUUAUUUCAUGAAAAAAUAAAUAUCAGUGAAUGUUUGGGAACUGAAGAGACCAGUUUCAAGAGUUUAGGAAGUCAAGUCUUGUCUCAUACUUGCCUGAUGCUGAUUUUCAGCUGCUCGACAGUUCAGGGUCUCUGUUGUUCGAUUUUUCAGAAAGAUGGAUGGAACGUUUGCAAUAGGUGACCAGUUAGGAGUGUGAGUUGGCCAGUUUAGCACCCCAGACUUUUUUACCAUGAGCUGUGCUAUUGUAAUACAUGCAAAAUACAAUUUGGCAUGUUCUUGAUGUAUUAUGUAAGGUCUUGUCUAAAACAGGUAUUGUCUGUAUGGCAGCUUGUCAUGGGCGUCUACAUACCGUCAUACCAUCAUGGAUGCUGGCUGAUAACAAGCCGAGAAUGCAACAGUCAUAAUUUCCAAAAAGAAUAUAAAACUAUGAUUUGUCAGACCACAGGAAGGUUUUCCACUUCAGUUUAGUUCAUCUCAUUGAAUGUGGUUGGACCCAGAGAAGUUUGCAGUGACAAACUAUGUUCACAGAGAACAGAUGUAUAAUGCAGUGAUUUGCACUGCAGAGUCAUGUCUGUUUCCGACACAGAGCCACUGAGAGCCAGAAGAUGACGGCCUUAAAUUCCAGUCCAGAGAUUUCUGCAUACUAUCUGAAUCUUUUAAUGGGAAUUUGAACUGUAGCUGAUAAGAUCUGUUUAGUCGUAGUUGAAUUUAUGCUCAGUAAUGUUAGUUUGAAUUGGUGAAAAAUUUGCUUAAACGGCCUCUUACAAGAGAGUGAACUUCUUCCCAUCUUUUGCAAAUUAACCUGAGAAAAGUUUCUCCAGGUGUAUUUUUUUUUAGCAUUACAAAACUUUUCCAUUGUUUUCUUGUCACUGUGUCUGAACUGUUUUGAAACUUGUUGCUGGCGUCAAAUUUAAUGUGAGCUUAUAACUUUAAUGAAACAAUAUCUCCUUGUCAAAAAUUUUAGCAUUUUAUUUGUUUCCCUUUGCACUAUUUUCAUUUAAGUGUAAGCUUUAAAGGAUGUAGUUUUUAUCAACAUUUGACACACAGCCUCCUGACUUUAGAUUUGGAUUUUAUUUUUCAUUCUUUCAACUUUUUUUGCAUUUAUUGUUAAGGAAAGCUGUAUCCCAUUAUCCUCAACUACUCUUUUGUAUUGUUGGUAUUUAAGCCUAAAUUUGGACCACCAAAAAAGUGCUUUGGCUGCCAAAUGAAGGGUUUUCAUUACCCCUCAGGCUAAAGCUUUAAACAUAUUAGUUUUUUAUCACCGCAUCUAAUAAUGUCUCCACAUGAAGUCAGGCAUGCUUCUGGGGCUUCUUUGCCAGUCUACUUGAGCAUCACAGGAAAUAAAUGAACUUAAUGAGAUGAAUACUCUAAUAAUAGUAAUUUAACAUGCAUCAUUUGAAUAAAGCUAGUAGCCCUUGAAUUACAACAUGGCUUUAAUUUCACGGCUGUAUUCUGUUUGACCAGAACAGACUCAUGUUCAAAAACUCUAAUAGGCUCCUUCAUGAAACAGAAAUGACAACAGUGGAUAUGGUCAGCUGUUAGAAGAGCAGCUCUCUGUAAGCACGUUUGUUAUGAUUGGUUUUGGACUAAUUUGCUUAGUUGAUCUAAAUGUGACAAAUUUCUGUUUGUGUUCUUGUUUGACUGUUUUUUGAUUGUUGUGCUCGGGUUUUAUGGAAAGAUUCGUCUGAACUGUUUUCAUACAUAUAUUCCAAAGUUAAGUUUGAAGAAAUUAUCAAACAUAACAAAUUCAGAUUAUUAAAACAACAGUCCCAUGGUGGCGCCUUGAUGGCGUGUACUCGCUCAUUAAGUAGGGCACCUACAGUAUAACAUUGUGUCAGGCAUUAAUUCCUAAAAUAAUUUUGCAUGUCAUUACGCCUUUUAUUCUUUGUUUCCCCUCAACAGAAGGACACAUUGGAGAAUUUUAAGUGUGGUGCAGACUUCCUGCCUUCCCCUCUGGCUAGCAAGCCCAGAUUUGCCUUAAAGGUAGAUGAAGUGUGGACCACGCGGGGCCUUCUGACCGCUGUGGCUGUCGCUGUGGAGAACGAUCACACCAUCGCCUUCUUAGGAAAUAACCAGGGGGAAGUCCUCAAGGUGGAGUUGUCAUCUGUUCUGUUGUUUUUCUCUGUUCAGCUUUUACCUGAGGGAGGCAGAAUGCCAGGAUGUAACACCUCGUGUCUGACAGAGUUACCUUUUGUUUUUUCGUGCAGGUACACCUGGCAGAUGAGCCGUAUGAGUACAGCAAGGCUCCUGGUGACACCAUGGGAGAGAAGGUCAACAAGAACCUUUUCUUUGACCUCAGCCACAGCCACCUCUACAUCACCACAGAGAGAAAGGUGGGUGUGUUUUGAUACACUUAAGGCCAGGUGUUGAGGCGCAGUGCUGCAUGUGGAUCGCUUUUUAUCGCUGUAGGGCCUAAAACAGAAGACAGCAGCGAGAGCAGGGCUUUUGUGGACAGCUGCACUGACUGAAAUAGAAGUUGAUCUUUCCUGAAAAUGAAACAGAGUUAUAAUACAUCAAAGUUUAAAUUACUUUCCCUGCAAUUCAAAAAAUACUAAAGGUCAACUGUCACUGACUGCUGCAGAGUCAUUAUUUGGGGGGAAAAAAAGUGGUAUCUCUAGUACAGGGUACAAAAAGUUCAUUUUAAAAAGGACAUGGGUAUUGUCAGCAGGUUUACCUGUGUACCAAAGCUAAAAGUGCUCAGUCAGAAGUCUUCUUUUAGGAAUAUUGUAUCAUCUCUUUUUAAGGCAAUUCAAAACUGGUUGUUUACAAGAGUCUGUCAUCCCUCAUUUCUGAUUUGUGCACUGCUGACAUGAAUAACAGUCUUUUGAGUAGUUUCAGUAGCAGAUCAUUUUUGUAGUGAAAUAUUUAGUCAGUGAUUUUCAACAAAUUGUAGGUUGCUUAAGUAACACACUGAGAAAAGACAUGUGAGAAAGAUGUGGUCGAAACCUGCUCAUUUCUUUGAAUGUAUUAUUUAUAAAUAAGCACCAUAGAAAUAGCAACUGAUUGAUGAUAAACCCUACAAUGUACUGUAUAGAGUCACUAUUACAAAAGAACUCCCUUCAAGGUACAGCGAGACCGCCAGCCUGUCGAGGUUUAUGUGCAGACUAAUGACCCGUCUGCGGUACAUUAUCCCUAAGAUAUUUCUUUCAUGUUAUGGCCGACAAAGACCACUGAUAUGCUCAGGUUAUUGGCAGCAUAAUAAAUGGACAUCAAGCCGCUAUCUCCUCCCAUUUUGAGAUGUGAAGACCUAACAAUGCCCCAGUGGGUGCUGACUGAUUGCACUGGUGGUGGUGGUGAUGCCGAAUCAUCGCAAAAGCAAUCUGACUGUUGGAGCUGCAGAACUGCAAUACACCUUCUUUUGCCAACUAAAACACUCAUUAAACUUCUCAGAUAAAUCACACAAGUUGGAGUGAAUGCUCCUGAUUAUGGGAAGCUCAAUUACUCUUGAGUUGGUGUCUGUCCCUCCUUCACCCAUUAGGAAAAAAGACAGCGGCAAGAACCUAAUUUAACAACAUAGCUGUCAAUAAGUCAUCUAUUAAACAUCAAAUUACCAAUACAAAAUGCAAUUCUUUGAAAAAUAAGUACUUCAGCAUGAAUCUGCAUGAAUCAACAAGAUGAGAACAAUGUGUUUUGAAAGAAAAAAUAUUUGAGGAAAAGUUAUUUCACAUAUAUUUUUAUUUUUAUAGUUAAUCUGUUAUUCAGGAGUGCGUGCGUGCUACAUGCUCACUCAUGCUUCCUACCUGCUCAGCUACUGUAAUGACCACUGUUCAAGUCUACACACAACAUUUUUGUUUUCACAUUCAUGAAACGCUAAAAUCAGGGACAUUUCCUGUAGGGGUGGGAGAAAAAAAUCGAUACAGCAUAGUGUCACAAUAUUUUGUCUGGUGAUUCAUCGUCUCAUUUACCAAGUAUUGAUUUUUCACAUUAAUUGCUAACAGAAGUCAAAUCUAUCAUAAUGGAAAAAUAAAACCAAAUGUUUGACAAGUGAGGUUGGCAGAGGUGAUAUCAUAGAGCAGGAGACAGUUGGUACGACAAAUAUAUAUGUAAGAUUUGCGAGAUGUGCUGCAUGAAAAUAAAAUACAGCAUAAAUAAGACAAACAUAAAGGAAAGACAAAUGCUAAACUAGCUAAACAGUUUAAAAUUUUUUAUAAAUUGCAAUAUAUUGUAUCGAAUACUCACUGUAUUGCAAAAUGUUUAAAAUCGCAAUAAUAUCAUAUCGUGACCCAAGUAUCAUGAUAAUAUCGUAUCCUGGGGCCACAAGUGAUUCCCACCCCUAAUUUCCGGGGACAGCUUUAGCCGGGGAAAAGUCAUCCUAAACAGGGACUGUCCCCGCAAAUCUUGGACUAAUCCACCCUACAUAAGAGGAACUCUAAAAAGUUCCGGCUGCACUUGAAACAAUGGUUUAUGUUUUUAGCCUUUUUACAUAAUUGAAAAUCAACAUAAAGCGCAGUUAACACUGUAGACAGAGGAAACUGUUCCAGUCAUUCACAUGGGUAGCAGUUAUAGGAGACCAGGUACUGUGACAGAACCUGUUUUACUCCUGCUCUGCGCACCUGCUGCAAACCUGGGAGCAUUUGUUGGGAUACAUUAAAUGCUCAGUAUUUUGUGCAGUGUCUCCCCUCAGGUGCCCUGUUUGAUCAUACUUCAUGUUUUAAUGCUCCAGAUCACCAAGGUGCCGGUGCAGACGUGCCUCCAAAAGAAGGACUGCCAAUCAUGUGUGGAACUAAGGGACCCUUACUGUGGCUGGUGUGUCCUGGAGGGCAGGUAAAGAUCACACUCAGACAAACACACUCAUGUGCGCACUUACAAAAUGCAUGCACACAACACCAGACCAACACAAACACCCACACAUGCAAUUCCAUCUGUAAACCACAGCGGGGUAUUUGUUCAGUGUUUUAUUGCAGACACUUUUAGUACCCCCCUGUGUUUAUAUUCCAUCUCCUGUUGUCCGAGCAGCCGUAAGGAAUUAAAGCUGUUUGUCAGCCUCAUGCGGCGAAGGCAGUCUGUGCAAUUUACUCUCAUCAGCCUAUUUAUCAGGGUUUGGAGGGUUUAAGGGGCAGUUUGUAUCAUGUAUUUUACAGCAGAGUGAUAAAGAACAAGAAAAAAGAAAGAAAAACAGUUUCUCCCCUCUGGAAGUUUUCAUUCAUCAUAUUUUGAAACACUGCUCUCGUUUUAUUUUGAUUCCAAAUUUUGAUGAUUUCACACGACAUCAAUCAAAAAAAACCCCACACUGAUCAUAAAUUAUUUUCUUGGACAUGAACAAAUAAACAUUUUAUGGAAGCAGUUUUCAAGAUGUGAUAUUUUUGUUUUUCAUUUCCCAGAUCUACAGUAACAUGAAUCUCUGAGCUGGUUUCGACCCGCCCAGGAAAUAGAUAUGAAACUUUGCCUUAAGCUCACAGGAAUAGCAACAUUUAUGUUUAAUAUUGUGCAUGAUCCCCUUACAAAUUAAACAAAUGAAUAAAAUGGAGCAGCCGUUAUAGCAGUGGUGUCUGAGAGCUAAGCAGUUCCUUGUUUAGAUCUCUGGAUAGGGUGAGCAGUAAAGAUCACAGGAGGAUCGAAUUAGUUUCAGCCUGUUUGUGUAGACCUACUGAUAUGUGUCCAAAUCACCUACAGAUGUACCGUCCUCUUUUACUGCUUCACUUGCUGUCUUGGAUUAAGAAGUCUUUGCAAUAAAGCAGACGGCCCUCAAUUUUUUUAUUAAAUUAAUGGUAUAACAAUGAUUUAAAUUGGAGCUGUCACAAUAUCAGAUUAUUAUCUUGUGACCAUUAAAUAUCACCGUAAUGAUAUUAUCCUGAGACUUAUGGAAAACUUUAAAUCUAAAACCACACAGUAAGUAAGAAAAGACAAGAAAAGGCUAAAGCAACAGAAUAUAUGUACAGUACAUGUUCAUAAUAUUAUUUUCAUUAAUAGACAUAAUUAACUUACAUAUCAUCAUUUAAUUCUGACUAUGUUCAGAUUUAUGAUACUUCCACAUGACUGGCAGUGUAACAAACUUUUGUCAAAGAUGACAUUGCCUUUUAAAAUGAUCUUUUUACAUGCUUUUAUUUUGAAAUUUUUUCCUUAAUUUUAAAGUUUUGCUGUUAUUUUAAAGUGUAAGCCAUUUCCAAUAGAUCCCAAUGUAAGGAACUGAAUCAAAACAAGUAUAAAAAUAGUCAGAAAGUAUAAACAUUCAAUUAAUCAAUCACUCCAAGAAACACAAGCUCUCAACUUUGCAUUGAGGUUUACGAAAAGAUUUCAAGACUUUUGUUUUUGAAUGGAUCUUUAAGUGUUAGUGAUGUGUAAUUAGCACUGUUGCCUCUUAACAAGAAAGUUCCUAGUUCAAUCCCCAGCCAGACAGAAGUCUUUCUGUGUCUCCUGUGGGUUCUUUUCACCUUUAGUCCAAAGACGAGCUCAUUUGCAUUCGGCUAAUUGGCGACACCAGUUUGCCCGUCGGUGUGUGAGUUCUUGUUUUCUCUAUAUGUGAUUGACAGUCGGCCUGUCUUGGGUGUACUCUGACUCUCACCUAGUGAAAUCUGGGAUGUGCUUAAGCCCCCACAACCCCUAGACAGUAUAAGUAGUACAGAUAAUGGAUGGAUGGAAGGCAAAUUUACCAUACUUUGUAUUUCAUAGUUUUAGCAUUGAUUUUUACUAUUUAAGGGUGUUGAAAAAAAGUUCAAAAUCUGAAUUAGGGCAUCACUAUCCUUAACAGUCCAAAUGACAAACACAGAGUAUAUUAAGCUUGUAUCUCACUCAUAUGUCAUGUAACCCUUGAAAUGUCACAAGAUAAUGAAAAAUGUCAUAUUUCCUAAAGCCUUGGACUCCUUUUCAAAUGUCCUGAUUCCCCCUGACUAACUAUCCACAGAAGAAGAAAAAGAAACCGUUUUUAAAGAAAGCAAUAUUACAUUUUUACUUGCUGCUUUAGAUAUUGCAUUUUAGGUGUAAAUAUUGUCGCUCUAAUGCUGCAAAGAAUGAUAAGAAUGAGGGUUUUUCAUGGUUUUCGUAUCUAUUUAAAGCCUAAUCUUGAAAAUCUGCACAGACGCUGCUGAAGUCACUUGGGUGUGGAGUUGUUUUGAGCACAAGCUGUUAAAUAUAUGUUAUAGUCCACAGAUGUUGUUUAUUUGCGGCAUUGUGAAAACGUUUAGGGUCUGUGGAGCAGGGGCUGAUGGGAGUUGUUCAUCCCUCUUCUAUAGGUGUACCAGGAGGUCUGAGUGCCGGAGGGCAGAGGAGAAGAAUGGCUGGCUGUGGAGCCCGAAGCAGCAGUGUGUCAAGAUCGUCUCCUUCUACCCUCCAAACCUUUCCUGUAGAAAGACUCAGAAGGUACAGCUCUUCUCAUUCUUUUCUGUGUCACUUUUGUUCUCUGCUCCUCUUUCCUUCACCGCAGAAUGCACACAAACAUACAGAGCCUGAGUAAUAAACUGUUUCCAUUGUGAAUCAAAGACCCUGGGCUCUAGGUCUUCCUGCUUUGUAUCGAUCCAUCGAGAAAACUCCAAGCUUGCUUAUUAUAACCGACCUGGUUGAUUGUGCUCAAAGCUUGAAGAUGGAGAGCCUCUCUUAUUCGCUCUCUCUAUCAAGUCGUUUUUUUUUUAUUCCUCUGCUCCCUGACUGUUUCUCUUUCCUGUCCUCUCUGACUCACUCUUGUAUUUCCAUCAACAACACCUGUCCUUCUUUCUCAUCCGCAAUCAGCGCUCAGCCUCUUAAUAGAAACUGUCUCUGUAUUUCAGCUAUUCAGUUACACAACUUGCUUGCUUCUCAUUGUAUUCGCUUCAGUGUAAACUGUUAUCACACAGUCCAACGGGUCAUGGUCAAUAACCUUUCCAAUAGCAAAACUCAUCUCCAGCUGCAUCCAAUUCUGUAACAUAUGUGUUUCAGGUUAAGAUCAACAUCCCGUCCCUUCCUGCCAUCGGGUUGUCUGACCAUCUGCACUGCACCAUCGAGAAAUUUAGGAGUGAGGGCAUGAUGUCUGAUUCUGGCCAGGUCUCCUGUGAGCUGCCCAGCCCUUCGCUUAUACCUCAAACACCUGAGGGCCAAGGUACAGCCUUCAUACUUAACCUCCUCUCUUUUUUUAGCGCCCUCCCUCAAGGCAGGUGUCUUUUGUUCCCGUUUAAACCGAGGCUGUCUGACCUGUUGUCAAAACAGGCACACACGAGCACUUCAUGAUUGAUCGAAGUUUGUUCAUUGAUAUUUUAUAAGAGAGAUGAGCCAUCUCGCCUGAAAGAAACAAAGACCCCUUCCUUUAAUAUCAUAAAUAAUUUAAUUGAUCAAAUCUAGUUAACCUUGCCAGAGUAAAGCUAUUAUUUUUUGGGGUAACCAGGUAAUUACCAGAUUGAUCACUGAAAAAAGGUGUAGCAGCAUUAAUGCUCUCAGCCUGUGGUGAAACAAUCUCCUGUGAGAAAGAGAAUUGGUUGCUCAGGACUUAAUGGGAACUUGGAACCACUGGAGUACACACAGAGGGCAGUGAUUUGGAGGGGAGAGUAGUGUCUGAACAACGAUAACAACAACAACGACAACAACAAUAUUCAGCCCCUGGGCUCUCAACAGGUUUAUCUCAAUCUUUUAGUGGGUCUGUCUUGGGUCUUUACUAAAAUAUCUCAGGAAGUGCUGGAGAGACUGCAUUUGUAUUUCAUAAUACAAUGUUCCCUUCAGGAUACGAAGUAAUAGCUCUCUCCUAUUUGAGGUGUUUUUCCACCAAGUGCACCCGGUACAUUUAGUUUCAGGGACUUCUCUUUCAGGAACUAAAUAGUUCCUGUGACCUGCUGUUGUCUGCGUUUCCAACAGGGCCUGAAAUCCAGGGUAAAUAACGUAAAUCAGCUCUAUGACAUCCAGGGAGGGCAAUUUUAAAUAAAGUUUCUCACAUAGGUCUUUAUUUAAGUAUCUACCGAUUUUUUUAAUCCCCCAAAAAGUCACAUGAAAUCACAUGAAAUAGUGUCUCUUGCACGAUUGCCCUUUGAUGCCUCUACCUGUUUAUCCUCCUCCCUGCUCAGCUGGUGUGUAAAACUGUUAUGCUUGAAGUCCCUCUCCAAUAUUUCUUUAAUACCUAAAGUGUUCUCAGUGGUCUUUAAAUUGUGAUUAUGAAGUUUUUAGCCAACGUCCCGUUACCUCUGUCAUUUUCAAGGGCUUUUCUUCUGCAGAGCUCCAGUAGAUCAUUAGCAAUUUGCCUCUGAGUCGUGGGCAGAGACAGCGCUGCUCUGCACACUCCUCUUCAUGCUAGCUUGUAGCCUUGUGCAGCAGAAGUAGCAGGUAACAUAGGAGGUAUUCAGCUCUCAGACACUAAUGUCUUUGGGGACAUGAUAAAAGCUAAUAUCAUAAUUAGCUUUUUUACGUGCAUUUCAAUCCGCUAACGCACACGCUUUUUCCAAGAUCGUCCUCUCUACUUCUCUGAGUCUGGCUUGCAGAGCAGGGUUCCAGAGGCGGAGCUUGCAGUUGUGACAUAGGAAAUCCCACUGAAUCUGAACCUGCCGUUUGGGUCUGCCAGAGGUUCACGCAGAUUUGAAUGCAGAAAUACUCAGAAAUGCAAUUUUGCACUUGGUUUUCUCAUGUCCUCCAGCAUCAGAAAAAUGUGAACAUGUAGACAACAAGAUAAACAUGAUUUUCAUCAGAGUGGGUCUUUACAGCUUAAAAACAAGCACCUUAAUGACAUUUUGAUUGAUGUUCUUUCAGAAAAUAUUAGCAUGCUAUCAUGCUAAACAUAGAUCCCAAAUGUAGCAUAGGUUAAGUCUCUCACAUAAGUUUGUAGCUGGUUAUGAAAUAGACUGAAAUUAAUACAGAUUGUGUAGACUAGACCACCAGAUAGAAUCAGUUAUUUCUAUAAUGUUGUUUUGAGUCUCUGUCACCCCUGCUGUGGGGACGGUAAAUGACUGACAGCAUGCUGCCAGAAACAGCCUCUGAUAUAAUUUGCUCACUCCAGAGAGUCAUUAUGAGUUGCAAGUAUGGUAUUUAAAAUGAAUAGGGAAAGAGAGGAAAGACGUCCCACUGUGUCCACAGAGGUUGGAAAAAUCAACACAGUCCUUAUAGUACCUCAGUAGGGCCUGAAGUUUUACAUGUUAUUAUUGUUAGUUUGACAAUGGGAAUACUGUUUGCAUUCAUUUCUUAAAGAGCAAUUACAUGGGUGCUGUCUAAAAUUAUUUUUAUUAAAGAAACAUAAUCAGAAGUGAAGUUUAGGGCUUUGUCACAGUUUUUUUAAGAGAUCAUCUUUCUUUCCUUCAGAAGGAGGUGCAGCAGCCCUCUUUAACCCUUGUUUCUCUGUGUCCUCAGACUUUGUGGCCGUGGCGGUCAGGAUUUACGUCAACGAAACGGUGGAGCUGGCAACGCGGGAGUUCAAGUUCUAUAACUGCGCCGCCACAGUGAGGAAAUCUGAAAACACACCGUGAGUCAGACUCUUAAUCUAUCAGUUCUGCUCUGUCACUCACCGAAAAUACACAGUGACACUGAACACAGCAUCAGCUGACAACCUUGAUGUAAAUGUAUCACCCUGCAUGAACAGAUGAGAGAUCAAGGCUGUGUUUGUAAAUUGUGAUGCAUGGUGGUUUUGAAUGCACCUCUUGCAUUUUCUCGCCCCCCGUUUAUUACCGAGCCGAGGAAAUUGCCUCAGUUUCCUAUUCAUUAAUCAAAAAAUGAAAGUCAAUCUCGCCAUUUUUUUCCUCUCCUUAUUUUUUCCUUCAUUUCUUUUCAUGCCGAGGAGUGUAUGAUGAACGAGCUUUGCUUAUGUGAAGUUGCAGAGAUCCAUUUCGCUGUCAACGGCAUGGAUUUUGGCGCUGGACGCUCUUUGAUGAGUUUGCACGUUUUAAGAUUUUGUUUGUGUCGCGUGUGAGUGUGUGUCGCCACCUAAUUAUGUGUGUUAAAGCGUUACUCUCAUCUUUGGUGUUUACGUGUCUGCGUUUCCGUUACGUUUCUCCAGGUGCAUGUCAUGUGUAGCCAGCUCGUGGGGCUGCCAGUGGAAUACGCUGGACCACACCUGCAGCGACAUGGAUGAGAGUGUGCUCGGCCCCAACAUCAUCAAUCACCGCCAGGUCAGCACCCUCAAGGGUUUUAACAUAUCAGAAACAUGUCAGGGUGUUUAUUUGUUGCACUAUGUGCAUGAUAGAUACCCAGAGAAGUAAAGCUGAAGUUUCAAAGGACACAUUUAAUUACCAGAUGAGAUAAAGCGCCCUGAAGACACAAAUUUCUCCUGAAAAUUAAUAAAGAAUUUAAAUCCGGAUAUCAGCUGGCACCAUCUUGCGUGACAAAUAUUGCAGGAUUGAGGAUAUCAAUUUACAAGUCAGCAGAUGUUUCAGAGAUACACUUAUCUGUCUCUGCAGAUCAGGGUGUCCGUUAAGUGGUUGGCGUAGUAUUUAAAAUGUAAAUGAUUGGAAGUUGGUGUAUCUGAUUUGUUUUGAUUGCCUUCACAGGGAGCGAAGUGUCCCCAGUUUGAGAAUCCAGAUCCUGUGCUGAUCCCCGUGGGCUACAAGACUCAUAUCAGCUUCGAGGGGAUCAAUUUGGACCUCUACCAGGUAAGAGUGGUACACACACAGAAUUUAAAGCAUCGCCGGAAAAGUAGCCUGCUUCUUAAAAAAUCUCAUGGGUGAGUAUUAGGACCCAGAGUUUUUUAACAAGAGCAUAAAUUAGUGUGCCCGCAUGAAAAACUCACUCUCUUACAAAACGUACUGGUGCAGAAAUGAUCUUUUACAUGUGCAAGAUGUGACAAAAAGGUCUCCAGAUCAUCAUUAGCGCAAAUUAGAGACUAUAUUAUUAAAGAUACGUGAGUGUACAGUUUAAAGACGUAUGCUAGGAAGCACAAGUAACUGUGUGUGAGAGGAAAACCUCUGGUGCAAAUAGUGACAGUUUGAGAAAAGGUUAAAAUAGCUCUUGUGACAUGCACGAGACCAUUAAGCAGAAGAAGUUCACACCACUUUGAGUGCCAUCGCAGAGUCCCCACCUCUUUCACGAGCCAUUUGAUCGCACUGAAUAAACGUGUUUGAACUAUAAGAAAUCCAAGAGAUAAUCUCACACCCCCUCUUUUGUGUUUUAUAACAUGUUUUUGCAGGUUCACUUGUUUUCCUGGUAUAUUGAAGCCCUUAUGGGCAACAGAGGAGGUAAAUUAUGCCAGCAGAUGUGCAGCUGAGCCUCCGCCUGUGUGUUGUUGGAGGACUUAUGAAUGCACUUGUUGUCUGCUUACAUGCCACACAGUUACAACAAACAAGUAAAAAAGAAACCAGUCAUCCGGUCCAAACUUCUCUGGUUGAGAACAGAGGGGCUGAAAGAGUCUGCUGAACAAGAUAGUCUUUUACAUUUCUUGCUCUGUGGAGAAGGGAAAAAAGGGGGGGAUCAGAGGAAAGCAGUUUGCAAACAGGAUCUACAUAAAUUAACACACAAUGUUUCUUGUUUUUAUUCGUCCCAUUCUUCAGGGUCGUCUUUUCACCAUCGGCACCGAGCUAAUGAAAAAUGUAGAAGAGGAGGUUAUAUUUGAAGACGGGCCGUUCUACACCUUCAGAGGCUUCAACGUGAGUUCAGCAGCUCUCGAGUUGCUCUCCGCUCGUCUUGACUUGUUUUUUUUGUUUGUAUGUCGGUUAGCCCCUGAUUGUCCCUUUCGCACAGCAUGUGGCCAAUUUUCUCUCCACUCAACUGGGAUGCUUGAACUAUGGAUGAUUUGUGGAUUAGGGGGGAGAAAAAAAAACUGUUACAGAAUGAAAAAUAUUGAGUGCUACUUGAUGGCAGAUUCUUCAGCCCUGGGAGAGAAAAAAAAACUAAAUGCAAACUUGUCAUCUACUCUCAGCUGAUUUCAUCUUAAACUCACCCUUUAGCUGCUUCCUACAGCCCCUUUGAUAUUCUCUAGCUCCCUCUAAUGGACAGACUCCCAUCACUUAUUUCAGCUGAUCCCCACAUUGUGGAUUCUGUGAUUGGGAAAGCUCAAGCAGUGCAUAGCCUCCAGCUAUGUUCUUUUCCAUUGCUGAUUUCUUCAGCUGAAAAUCUGCUUGGCUGGAUAUGUUUUUUUUCCCUCGCUUUUUUUUUUCUCCCUUGGCAUCGGGGAGCAGCAGCCCACACUGCUCGCAGAGAAUAGCUUAACUGUCAUUAAUCACCGGGCUCUGAAUUAAUAAUUCAUUCUCUCUUAUUUCCUUAGUUUUCCUUCGAUAAGUCACCAGAGACCAAUGUCCUUUUCUACGUGAAGGACAAGGAGUCAGGCAAGAAGAUGGACAGCACACUGAAUGGUACGCUCCCUUACAUUUUAAUGUGGAGUUCUUAUUUAUAAUGCCCAGUGUGUACACCUCCUGUCCCAGUGUGGGGCCUUCAGUAGACACGAGGAGGCUGCAUUUUUUUAUUAUCUUCAAUAGAAAAUUAAUCAGAAAAUUAACUGGAAAUGACUGCAUAAUCAUACAUAUUUUGACAGUAACUGUAAGAUUCAGGGUCAUUCAUUACAGGUGGUGGUGAAUCCUGUUUUGCAUUUGUGUUGUCAUGCAAAUUAGAACAGCUUUAUCAAAUACAAACAAAGACAUCUCCAAGUUGAGUCAGAAUAUGAUUUUACGUCCAGUGUAUGAUCGACAGACCACACCGAGUAUGCAUACAGAUUUUCCCAACAAUCAACUCAUUAUGUAAACAUUUAUUUCAUGUUUCAGGAGUGAAGCUGCACCUCAAAGCGCAGCAGAAAACAUAUUUUAUGACUAAUCAUACUUUUCAUUUAAAAAAGAGCCGUUUUCACCCCUGGGCAGUCAGAAUUUUGAACAGUAAUUAAUUUUCAGUGAUUUAUUUUUUGUUGUUUAUGAGCUGUUAAUAUUGCUUUCUGUUGCUGUUUAGGUUGAUAUAUCAUUAUACAUUCAUUGAUUGUUUUAAUAUUGAGGUAUAUGCACUUUGUUGCAUCUAGAGUACUUAACGUUUGUAUGAUGAUAAACCUUAAACUUUCUAGAUGGCAUUGUAAAAUCUGUUUUAGAUUCAGAGAGAAUCAAUAUGAUUAAAAAAAGCUCCAGAAAACGGACUUUAACGAAGCAGAAAAAGACAGUAGCACAACCGUUAAAUCAUCAAACACAUGAGUUUAAACUAGUGUUGUGUAAUAAUUGAAAUCCCUGCUGCACUCACCAAGAAGAGUUCACAAUAAGUUUCCAAGACCUGAUGCUCUACAGAUAAAAAAUGGAUAAAGUUAUAUUUGUAUUGUUUCGGACAGAGAGCACUGUGCCUCAUGGCCAUGUUUUUAUUGAUUCCAGUCUGUUCUUGGUACACAAAAAAAUCACCCCAGAUACAUAGGGGCGCACAGAUUGAAUCAUAACAUGCAGAGAAAAUGAAGGGUUUCUUUCUCAGCCCUGAGGGUAGGCUGUAUGUUGCCCGUAAGGCGAUCCCAGGGCAAAGAGGUCCACACAUCACUUGCAGCUGCCCAUUAUAAGACAGCUCUAGCAAUUUAGCAUUCACUUCCAUGACAUUUUGGUACUCACAAUGGAAAAUAAGAAAUACGAAUCAAUACAGCAGAGCCAGAGAUAUCAUCUUUUUUUUUGACUCUACAUUUUUCCCUCUUGUCAAAACCUGUCUUCUUCAUAACCCACAGCACCUGCUUGAAAACUGACAGAGAAAAAGGUACUAGCAGCUACUAUUUCCUGAAAAUACUAGCCUUAAAACGGUUUACAGAACAACUCUUUUUGCUCUAAUCUCUUACUAGCAGGGAUUCAAGAGAUAUUUUUCAUUUUGAGUUUUCAUUUUUAAACUUGAAGUGGUGUAAACAGCUAGCCUUAAAAUAAGUCUGAAAGAUGGUCAACACGUGCCAUGGUAUCCUGCGUGUUUCUUACUUUGCAUCCCAAGAUUUUUCCCAAGAUGUAUAGACUCGUCGUCUUCUGCCCAAACCAACAUUGAGUCAAAUUUGGGACAUCACUUUAAAGCAGAGCUAGUUUAGUCUGAACCAGCUAACUCUACACAGGGAGUGGACCGCACAUUUCUAGUUUUCUCAUUGGUUUCUUACUUCACACCCUCUUACGUUUUUGAUGCUGGGAUGAAAAUCCAGCCACUUGCUUCUUAAAGACCUUAAGAUGUGUAGUUUCAGGUUCAUAAUGUGUCCUCUUAAAGGGAUAUUCCGACGUAAAAUUACUUUAGGGUCAAACACACCAUAACACCGAGUUGGACAUCCCCUAGAGAGAUGAAUGUUGCCGACCGCUUGCUUCUCUAGUUAUACCAACUUUAGUAAUGACCACAUGAUAGCGAUAAACAGAGGUCUGAGGAGCCAUACGCAAACCUCAACCAAAAAGCCACUCUAGAGUCACAAAUUAUGCUCAGAGCAGCACCUGAGUGGGUGAGUUGUGUUUAGUCUCUUUGCUAAAAAAAUUAGGCAAAGUUUAAAAGAUGUUUGAUACUGGUACUAUGGCUGUGACCCUUUAUGUACUGUUGAUGAAGUUAGGUGCUGUUCUGAGCAUUAUUUGUGGCUAUAGAGUGGCGUUUUGGCUGAGGUUUGUUUAUGGCUCCUCAGACCGCUGUGUAUUGCUAUCCUGCGGUCGUUACUAAAGUUGGUAUAACUAGAAAAGCAAGCGGUCGGCAACAUUCAUCUCUUGAGGGGGCGCCCAACUUGGUGUUACGGUGGGUUUGACCCUAAAGUAAUUUUACGCCAGAAUAUCCCUUUAAGUCAUAAUUCAGCUUAUGAUGCCGAUCCAUAGAGACCCACAAACAGACUUGGAUUUCUACAGUUCCUCUUUAAGUGUACUGCAGUAAGUGCAAGGCAAACAGAUACAUUAAUGAUAAUUGAGGUUUUUUCCAACUUGUGCCCCUAUAGUUACCCUGUACAACUGCUCUGUGGGGAGGGAAGACUGCAGUCUCUGCAAGAACGCCGACCCAAAGUACCGAUGUGUGUGGUGUGCAAAGCAGAAGGCGUGCGUGUACGAGAAAUUGUGCCAGCAGGCGUCCGAAGACCCUUACAACGUCGAGUGUCCUGACCCCCAAAUCACUGAUGUGAGUAAUGUCAUCAUUUCUUUACACUGACCUCUGAGCUUAAAACAUGCAGUCAAUGCUUUUGAUCAGCAGCAGUAGAGUAUUGACUUCUCUGAUUGGAUUAUUGAUUAAAAGCGAGUUACUGCUUGUGUAUAUGAAGUUGAAAGUGUGCCUCUCCUUGAGGGUGUAUUGAGGUGAUCUGCAGCGCAUUUAGUUUGGAUCAAUUCCUUCAUUGCUCACUUAAUUGUUGGUGACUCAUUGUCAUUGACAGAAAUCAAUCAGUAAUUGUGAUUGAGGUUAUGACUACACAAACUACAGCCAGGCUGAUACAAUAGCUGACAGAGAUCUCACUGAAGAAUGACUAUUUGUGUGCUUUUUCAGCAGGGACAUGGUUUCCGAGCAUAUUCUUUGUAUUAUCUGUUAUAUUAGCCGGUCAUUUUCUGAACAGCUGACCAAUGGUUUCCUUUUUUUUCUUUGCACCGGCUUAUAAGGUUUAAUUUAAUAAGAAGACUUAAUAGAAUAAACUCAUUUAUCCUCUGACUUUUUCUCUUCAUGCACUUUGUGGUUGACAUUUCCACACAACUACUUAAUGUCCCUGUACAACAUUUUCAUCAACUUCCAUUUCCUUUAUAUAAUGAAUUGUAUUAUCUUCAACCUUUCCCCUGAUCUUCUAAUCUAAUCAUGUUCAAUAUUUUGGUUUGUGGCUCAGUAGUUGGAAAAAUUAGCCAUGCACCACCGUGGCGAACAUCUAAACAUAAAGUGCUCAGCAUUAAUGAGUACACCCCUUCAGAGUUGUCAGAAAACCUUUAGUUUCCUUUCAAAAUCAACAUUUUCUAUGUCAGACUAUACAACAAAAUAAACCCCAAAUGUAGGCCAUUGUUUGCAAACAAGAUUAUUUUAAGUUGCUUACAAAAAAGUAUUUUUUUCUAUUUAAAAUCAGGAAGCAAAAAUGAGUACACCCCAAUCAAAGUUCUGGGAGCAAAGCUACAUUUUAGUGACCAUAUCACCCUUAUUUUCAUCUUACGGUAAAUAAAAUGUUGUGUUAAACUCAGCUUUGUCAAAACUUUGGAAAUAUUGAGUAAUACAUUACUUCUAAUGGGGGGUAUAUGAGCUUAUGCUGGGCACCGUAGGUAUAGGAAUGUCUGCUCAAUCUCUUCAAUCAUACCAUUACUCUCAGUCGCAUCUUUGAUAAGAGAAUAAUGUUGGGCUGUGGUGUAUAUUCUCACGCAAACGUUACUUUAUUUCAUCAGCCCUGAAUUAUUUUAUUAUCCUCAAGUAUCUGUACCAUGAAUAUAAAUAAUCCAGAGUUGGUCUGGCUCUAAUACACUCACACACAUUCAUGCAAACAUGACUCAUACAGUACCAGGGCUUUGAAUAUUAAACACUUAAACUCCCAACUAUUCAGCCGACUUAAACAGACUGUGUAAAUCUUUUGUAUGUUCGUAUUGCACAACUAAUCUGUCCAAAUCCAUUUCAAAUCCUUUCUUCCUAUAAACACCCAUCCCAUCCCCCCUCCACUCCACUGUAUUCCCCACUAUCCAGAUCAUCCCUCGUUACGGCCCCCUGAGGGGAGGAAUCUCGAUCACCAUCCGGGGCUCCAACCUUGGCAUCCACAAAUCAGACAUUAAAAGCAUCACUGUGGUUGGGGAGCCUUGCAUCCAUCAGGAGGAGAAGUACUCCGUUUCCACGAGGUAGUACUUACACACAUUGAUUUAUUUUAUAAUGCAACUUUAUGAGAAGCAGCUGCUACACACACACACACACACACACACACACACACACACACAGACACAGACACAGACACGCACACUCUCGUUCUGUUAUUUACUGUCACUUGAACUGUGUUUUAGCAAAAAAAAAAAGGCUUCUCUUAUAAACUUUCGGGUACCUUAUCAGCGUUGUAGAGCUUUGCCUUUCCUCGGGGUGACCUGGGUGUAUAUUUUAAUUAGCUCAUUAUGCCAGCGUAUCGAUCUGAGAGUCUCCAGACACAAAACAAAAAUCACUCUUUUAAAAGGCAAAUGCCAAGGGUGGAAGAAGUAUUCAGAUUCUUUUUUUGAGUCGUAGCACCAUAAAAUAAUCAAUUAUGAAUAACCAUGCUGCAUUCAAAUCCUACUUAAGUCACCGUACUGAUGUACUGUCAGCAUAUAUACUCCGAAAAGAUGCCUGCGGAAAACAUGCAGGAUCUGUAUUGAGUGCGUUCCGUAUUUGCUCCAUAGAGCAGCGUUGGGUAUCGCGUACAGGAUGCGUAUUUAGAGCGUAAGAGCAGCGUAGUGCAACCCUGGUCAGCUGGGCUCAGUAUAGAGGAAACAACAUGCUCACAACAGGUUGUUUUGCCUUUCUGUGGUCUAUUUCCUGCUACUUUGGAUAUAAUUCACUGACCGUUGAGUCUACUUUAUGUGAAAAAGCAAUGUGGUUUUACAGUUUCGAUUUUUGCAAGUUUACUCAUGUUUAAUUAGUUAAGUAAGUAAGUAAAUUAUAUUUAAGUAAAUUAUUAUUCCCUUAUGCUGUGUUUUUACCUUCAGACAGAGUUAGCAGUUUUAAGUUCUGUUGGGGUCCACAUGGAUCAGGGAUUGACCAUCAGAUUGUUCUGUGUUACUGAUAAAUCCCCAACCAGGAAGUAUUUCUCAUUUACACAAACUGAUACACAGUCUGGAAUUCGCAUAUGGUGUUUUAUUUUGAAAUACCGGAUGACAUGCACGGUUUUCGAGCUUGACUUCCUGUCUGGAAUGACCUUCUCUGUGUGGCUUGACCAUAGACUGUAUAUACUAUAGACAACUUGGUUCCACCUUCCGCUAGUAUAUGGAUUUGAAGCCAAAAAGCUCUUGGUAAUUCUGCGUUUUCUCUCCAUUUCCUGAAACCAACAUUUCGCAGUAGCGUUGUACGCACUCCACCACUUGCACAGUAGCAUUGUAUGCAUUUGGCGGGAGAGUCGCCGAGAGUCGCUGCGAUGACGCUCCGCUCAAACAGCGUAACCCCACGGGUGAGCUACGCAAUCCCUGAACGCCCAUAGGCUGUAUCAGGUGUCAAUCAUAAAAAACAUGAACCCCCUAAUAACUUAGAAAAAAUAACUUCAACAUCGCAAGCAGGGGUGAAAAAAAUGUAUGUUCUGUGUAAUAAAUUUCUAAAGUUUGUCCACAGCUCCAUAAGCUUUGCUAUCGAGGCGGGAUUUAUGACCUAUACUGCAGCCCGUCACCAGAGGGUGCUGUUCUCGGAGUGGCUUCACCUAGCGAGGAGGCAGACAGUGUCCAUUCCAUAUACAGUCUAUGGGCUGGACGGGCAUUGGAAACGCAGAGCAGCAAAAAUAGACUCGCUGCGUAUCUUUAGCAGUGCUGCUCUCGUUACGAUGCUGCGACAGAGCUAAUACCCGUCCUGUACGCUUUGCUGCAUUGAUUAGAAUGGCAACCUAUUUGCUGCAUCAAAUACAGAUACUGUAUGUUUUAUAAGCUCGGCGAGGUCGAGCUUCUCAACUACUUUACUUCGGAUGAUAAAUGGAGUUCAGCUGCUCACAUUUCUCUUCAUAAGUUUGCUCUUCUCUAACUUUUACUCCAUGAUAAUUUAGAUGAAAUUAUUUAAAAGUUUUACAGGGAAAAUGCCAUUCUAGUAAUACUCCUAAUAACUCAUAAACACCUGAUUCAUGAAAGAAGGCCCCAAAUGCCUUUGUAAUGAGACACUCUCUAAAAGACUUGGGAAUAUGCUGAUGCACCAAAGCACUAUAAAUACACCACUCCAGUUUAUUGGCAUCCAGCAUUCGCCACAGAUUUUUGGUGAUGACUCCAUGCUGCAGACUCUCUGUUCCUCCUCAUCCCAGAGGUGAUUUAAUGAGCUUUUCCGGAAUAAAAACUUACGCCUCACAAAUCCACUCCAAUCACAGCUGUGUUUAAAAAGUGUUUGCGUCAUACAAAUGGUCCUUAAAAGAGAGACUUCCACACUGAUGCCUCACAGCUACUAUAGCCAGAACUGUUGACACCUGGCAGGAUUGAUCAACGUUUAUGACAAAUUUUUUGCCCCGCCAUCUGCAGGAUGAGGCAUAAAACAGGAUUUAUGAGACCAGAUGGAGCGUUUUCCACCCUUAAAUCAUCUACUUUUGCUGCUAACGUGCCUGCUGCGGUCUUCAUCUCGUUGUUAGCUGUCCUGCAUGGCCGACUGCAUGCUUUAGCUCAUUUGCUUUAAAUUGUCGGCUUUUCCGGUGUGAUAUUUAAUUCCUUCACACGCUGUGGCUGUUAAUUGUCUACUUGAAGCCCACCUGUUAGACAGAAUGGGACUUGCCAUUUUAUGCUGACCUCUUCGAUUAGUAACACACACUCUCAGAGGACCGUGGCAGACUGAGACGUGUUUGGUUAGUCACACAUUUCCAAGUUUAAUGUGGGAAAUUCCCAGAGGGUCCAAUUUCUAAGAUGCUAGACACAAACAAUCUGGCAUAGGAAAUCAUACUAUGUUUAUAGCUGCUUACUCAACAACAGGAUCUUGUUUAGCAUGUGUUCCUACUCCAAAAGGUUGAAUAAAGACAUCUGAUUUAGUCAUUUUCACAUCUUUAUAUUCAAGUUUUUUUUCCUGCUUCUCCAAAUAACUGAAGCGAAGCUCACUAUACUUUUGUCAGCCCAUGUUAAUGGUGUGAUAUUCAUAAAAAAUGUGUUAUAACUGGAUCAAUGUAGCGAUAGGUUGCAUGAAAUUGCUUCAGAGUGUAAGUUAAAGUAACACGGACAAAAAGGUUUGACUUGUAGCUCAAAAAUAUUGAUCCAUUUUGCAAACCUGCUAAGGUACCUAAGUUUAAGUUCAUUAAGUACGGGUCCUGAUGCAUCUUUCUACAUGAUUACACCUGAGCACUUCAUUAAAGUAUUGUGUAGAAUAAUUAGCACACUAAUAAACGAAGUGCAGAGUUGUUUUGCAGCCCUAGUCUUAAUAUAUACUUAUCUGUUUCCUUUUUUUCUUGUCCAGCGUGGUGUGCGAGAUCAGCCCUGUUCGUGAUUUGAGAAAUAAUGAGGGCCAAGUGCAGGUGGAGGUGAAGGGAGGGAAGACUGGAACCUCCUCCAUUCACUUCACCUACAGGGUAAAAACUCUCCACACACACACACAUACUCUCUCUCUUUCUCUCUCUUUCUAGCUCUCCACAUUUUUCUUUUUUUAAUUGUCUUUAGUGCAACCAGAAUGAAGAAGUGAUACUUUAACCCCCCAAAGACAAAUCCGUAUCACUUUACUUGACGCCUAUCUCUAUAAUGCAUUAUAAAUACAUGUAUAAUGCAUUAUAAUCCUGUUAUAGCACUGUAUUACUAUAGUUAUAAACACUCAUAAAUGAUCAAAAUGCUUUAUAGCAAUAAUCAAAACAAAUUAUAAAGCAUUUUGUCAUGACUUACAACGUCAGGUAUUAUAAUGUGUUAUGCUUUUUGUUAUAAAUCCUUAUGAUAAAUAACAAGUGUUAAUAAUGAUAGUAAUACAAGCUUAUAAGCAAAUUAUAACACAUCAUAAAUAUAUGUAUAAUGCUAUAUCUAUGUGGGCAUUGUCAGUGAGUUGUUAACAGUUAUAACACAUUAUAAUACCUGACCUUGUAAGUCAUGAUAAAAUACUUUAUAAUGUUUAUAACUAUAAUUAUACAGUGCUAUAACGUGAUUAUAACACAUUAUACAUAUAUUUAUAAUGCGUUAUAGAGAUAGGCGUCAAGUAAAGUGUUACCGACAAAACAUUCAGAUGCCUUCAGCUGGUUUUGUUAUUGUAAAGGUCAUUGUUAUAUCCCGUUUCAUUACUGCAGAGAGCCUCUUAUCAGAACAUACCAAGUCCAUGUCUUUGACAUGUAACGCACAAAUAGAGCAAUCCUCAUUUGAUAGUAGAUGAAGCGCCUACAUGCUGUCACAUUACAAUGGCAAUGCUCCGUACAGUAUAAAAAAACUAGAAUUUGUAUGCAUUCACUCUAACCAGAUGCAGUGCAGGAGGCCCCCUUUUCUCUCUAAUGCUUUAACAGGCUCCAGCGUAGCUAUUUAACCGGCUUUUCAUAUCUGUGGCUCCGCUAAAGCUCCCCCACAGGGGAGUGCUCCGCCUAACUGUUUGCUCAGCAAAUUGAGGCAGAUGUGGUGCUUGUAUGGGUGUGUGUGUGUAUGUGUGAAUGUGUCUAAUAUAGCGGGGGAGAUCAAGGAGGGUGCGGAGAAAUGUGUGUGUGUGUGUGAGUGUGUGCAUAUGACUUGCACUGUGUGUGUGUGUGUGUGUGUGUGUGUGUGUGUGUGUGUGUGUGUGUGUGUGUGUGUGUGUGUGUGUGUUGUUCUUUUAUGUGUGAGUGUGUAGGCUGCAGCUUGUGUGUGUGUGUGUGUGCAUGUAAAUGCUUGCAGAGGAAAGAUGAGUGUAUAUUCAUGCUGUGUCUUGCCAAUCCCUGCACCUCCUCCAUCCUCUCACUAGGACCCUAUUCCUGAAGGAGUGAAUCCCUCCAGGGGUCCCAAAGCUGGGGGCACCCUUAUUACAAUUACGGGGCGUUUUCUGGACACUGGCAGUAAAGAAGACGUCCGGGUCAAUGUGGGGUCUGUGGACUGCAAAGUGUAAGGAUUUCUUUUCUCAAUAAUUGUCAUUCAAGCCAAACCCCAUUUCUUUUCAAUCCAGUCUCUUCAGCUGAUAAGUGCUACUUGUUAUUCAGACAUUGUAUUCCAUGCAAAUUCUACAGUAUGCACACUUUGAAGCCCAUAAAUUGAUUUCUUUUUUACAUUCCUGCGGCGAAAAAUGGAAUUGACCUUAACUUAGGUGUCAUGUGCAUGAUUUUUUUCCCCCUCCUGUUGCUGUUGUGAUCACGGGUGUUCUGCCAAAACCAGCCCAUGGUGACAUUUUCAGCAGCAGUAACAAAAAACUAACGAGCUAUAGAAGCAGCAAAGCCCGGAUUUAACAAGCUGUCAGGCUGCUGCCAUGUUGGCUUCCUCUGCACAGUGACCCUGUGUGACCCCGACUCUUUUAGCCACCCAGUGUUGAGAUGUGUUCUUGUCUUGACAGGGAGAGCUUCGGGGAGAAGAUCACCUGCAGGACAGGAGAAUACCUGGAGAAGGUGCCUUCUGACCGCCUUGCUGUUUAUGUAAGGUAUGGAAAGAGCACCACAAAAACCAUCAAAGGCGCCUUCAAAUUCUCGGACAAUCCUACAGUGCUGGACCACCGACCCCAAGGGAGCUUCAUCUGGUCAGUAUAAAAUCACAGCAUGAGUUCCUUUCACCUGGAAUCAAAGUGUUUGUAAUUCUGAGUUAAUUUGAUUAAGAUUAAGAAAUCAGCAUUUCAGUAAAAAGUAAAGAUGUUACUCUCCUUGUGUCCAGUCUGACUAUUAGAUUUCAUAUCUCUUUAAACUGGACCCACCAAACAUCAGAUGUCGAAGAGACGUGCAGAUCAAGUCAGUAUUGGGUCGGUCUGUCAAAGACCACAUCUAGACGUCAGUGUGACGUGCAAAAUAGGUUAGAAAUUUCAACAUCCAAAUUGGACUUUUUUUAGACGUCGUUCUGGCUCAGAAUUUGGCUGUCAUUUGAAGACCAAAUCUAGACGUCGGCAUAGUGUGCAAAAUGGAUCCAAGAUAUAGACGUCAUUAUUGGACCUCUUUUAGACGUUGAAAUGACGUCCACAUUUGUACCUCAUCGUCGAAAAAGUGCGUUAAAUAGAUGUCAUUUCAACGUCGCAUUGCGCAGUGGGGAGCUGCUUUUAUUCUAAAGAGACCUUAUUUCUUCUUGUGAUUUUAGAUAGAGUCAAAGUUAAAUUCAAAACCAAUAAACUAUGUUUGUAGGCCCACCAAUUCAAUCCCGACUAAAAUACCUCAAGUGUGGGAUAGAUUGCCAUGAAAUUUGCUUCAAAUAUUCAAGGUGCUAAUGGAAUAGACCGUGGUAAUCAUGGUGUUGCCUUGGCUGUUCCUCUCUCCCCCACAAGACGGUUAUUAUUUGUGGUUUUGAGUUAGAUGUCCAAAUAACUUCUCAGUGGAUAGUGGUUAAAAUUGGUAUACAAUAUCAUGUUCCCUUAGGAUGUUGUGAAAUAACUUUUCUAUUUCCUGACUUUUUUAUUCAGGGCGGCUAUCAGGUCAAAAUUUGACUUGGCCCAAAACUUAACUUUAUAACAAAACGCCUGCAGACUUAAUGACUUUUAAUAUUGCUGUGGGCUUUAUUUACAGAAAUCUCUCCCAUGGAAAUCGUGAAUUUUUUUUCAUCAUGACUAGCUGAUAUGGUUACUUAAAAACUGGUUUAUAGCAGCUUGAAACUACCCUCAGAAACCUCAAACUUUUCCUUAUUUUUGAAGCGAAGAAGUGAAGAAGGAACAGCAACAAAUUGACAUUGUUGACAAAGUCAAACCGAACAAUACUGCUGUGGAAAAUCGACCACUAAGAAAGACACCUGCCCCCUUCUUGCCCUGCAAACCUCUAUCUGUCUUACACCUUGGUAGAGAUUACAAAUACUAAGAAGCAUUUUGUUUUGAAACACAGGAUUUGUCCUUUCCUGAGUUGCCCAGUAUGCCUGUGUUUUGUGUGUUUGCCUGCAGGACAUUUUCCACUCUUACUUUUGAUCAUCUGAAGGAGUUACAAAUGAUAGCCUUUGAUGCUGCACCAAACUGCUUGAUGAUCACUGAAAAUGGAUGCAUUAGACAGUUAUCUUGCUUUUCUGUGCGAUUGAAAGCACCAGGGUGUGUGUGUGUGAUGAGGAACACAGACUGAGACAACAGACAGGCUAAACUAAUUUGUUUUCAUCUUUGCUGAAAAUUACCCGAGGUGCAAUUUAAGAAGCGCGUAUGUCUUCCCGUAACUCUCCCUGGGGGCUUAUCUUUGUUUGGCUGUUGAUAUACACACCCAUAUAUGUGUUUAACUCUGUUGUCUGUUCUACUCUUAUGCUUCUGUGUUUUUCAGUGGAGGGAGGACCAUCGUGGUGACUGGCUUCGACUUUGACCUGAUCCAGACUGCUGUCAUGAAAGUUGAAAAAGACAACUCGAUAUCUGUGGAGGUGUGUCUUCAAUUGUCUCUUCUUUUCCUUCCAUUUAUCAUCAUCUUCCCUUCUUUACCUCAAUCAGCCUGCUGAUUAUCCAGCUCUAAAAGUCAUCAUUUCCGCGCUCAUAUUACUCUCUCUUGGAUUUCUAUUUUCAACAAGUCUUUGCUUCAGAGAAUUUCUACCUUUCAAUCUGUUUUUCCCCUCACAGUAGCAGCACAGUCCAUCGAUCUCCCCACAUCUCAUGAGCCCACGACUGCUGUGGUGAUUCACUCAAACUCUGGAACAUGCAGCACACACCACCAAACUUUUAUCCUCCUCACUUCCAUGUGCCAGUAUGACUCCAUCUCAUUUUUAGGGCCAUAAAUCCAUCAGACCUGCAGGAAUGCAGAUAGCAGCAGCACUGUUUCACCCUCAGCACAAUAUGACUAUGUUCCUCGUCCAGCUCCUUCAAGCGGCGCUGAGUCUGCCAGGAAACUUGAAGGAAUUGUACACAGCCUGCUGCCGUCUGCCCCCCAGUGUACUGCACAGCGUUAGCAGCACUUUCGUUCAUUUCAUUAAAAGGGCUAAAUUUAAUACCGGCAUUAAGGUUGCAGAGGAUUAUAUGACUCCACUGGCCUUCACCACUUUACUCUUGGCCAUGUUUCUAGCCCCCACUACCAGGGCGCAGGGGGGGAUUUGAAAAGGCUUCUGACUGCCAUAAAAUAUCCGGGAUGUUAAGUUUUAUCUCAAAGGCCUUAGCUGGUCAACUUCAUAAGCUUCUCUUGGUUUUAAGUCUAUCCACUGAACUAGACCCAAAUAUUUAGAGUUUAUGACUGCUCGCUUGUGGCGAAAACAUCUUGAGUGUUACACUAGCAGCCAAAAGCAGAGAUGGGUAUUUCUUUUUCUCUUGAAUUCCCCUCAGACCUCAUUUGUAAUUGUAAACUUCUUUUUGUGGAUUGCAUCAGCUGCUUUAACUUAUCCUAGUUGUACUAUAAAUCUUACUACUAGACUGAAAUUAGAUGCCUCAAGGGAUUAACUGUUUCUGUAUAUUUAUAACUAAAAACUGGCAGGAGUAACUGUUGCAUAGAAAGAGAAUACACUAGAAACAAUUUGAUAAUAAUCACUUAGUUAAUAAUGGCAUUUGACAUAACAUGACCUUUGAUAAACAUAGAAUAACACAAUCAACGAUUAACCAAGGAAAUACUUAAUAAAUAAAAACUGAAUCCUGUGAAUAUAAGAUUCACCUGCAUUUAUAAAGGAUCUGAAUCAGUGUUUUACACAUUUUUCUACUCCCUCUAUAUUCUGAAAACUUAUUCCACUCACACCAAUCAUAACUGUUGUCAUUUAGCAACGAUAUAGCAUAUUUAUAAGAGGUUGAAAUGUAUUAGAUUUCAUGAUUUUUGCCACCGUACCAGUAUGGAUACAUGUAUGACUGCAUGACUUUGGGUGCAGCAAUAACAUCCCAGAAAAAUUCUGUGUAUCACAUUGGAUUUUAGCGGAAAACCGCAGAACGUAAGAUGGCUAGCAAGAUGGUAUUUUAAUGUUAGCUAGCUGACAUUAGGAACAAGACAUCCCACUCAAAGCUUUCUUUAUUAGAGAUGGAGCGUUAUAAGCUAGGGUAAUAGUAUGAAAUGGCCACCAACUAGCUACAGUGGGUCUACAAAGCGGACAAUUUAUAGGCACAGUAGUUGUUAGGCAAAGAGCACAGAGUCAACAAAGUUAUUCUUCAGUGAAGAGAAGUUGUUUCCCCACAACUACUUUACUGUAAAAUGAAACAAUUUUGAUAUAAACUGCAGUUUUAAAGAGAUUAAACAAAGGUUGUGUAUUUUUUUGCAUUGUUCCCUAACUUGCCUUCUUAUGCGCUAAGCUAACAGGCCUGUAGCUUCAUGUUUAGCCUCUAGCUUCUCUGCUUUUUCCUCAGAUUGUUGAACUUUUCCUCCUCAUGUGUAGUCAUUAGUCGCACAGCGGUGCGGCUGCUUCAGAUUCACAGUUUAAAGCGAUAACUCAAAGACAACUUUAUUGAAUAUUGCUUGAUUUUUAUUUCAAAGCGUUAUUUGAUGUUGCUUACCCCUUUUGCCCUGUCCUUUCAGAAAGCUUUAACUGUGCGUAGGACUCAGGAGCGUAGCUGUCACACACGGUAUUGUCAGCCCUGUAUCUGAACAAUCAAAGUGACAGAAAUAUCACAAUUGGUCCAGUUAAUCAAAGACAAAACAAAGCCAGUGGAGGAAUGACUCAGAACAAGUUCUGAUUCAUCGGAGGCUGUUUUUCACAACGGCAGAUUCGGAUUUAAAUAGACAACUGAAAAGGGAAUUAUAUAUUUUAUCUCCCCAUCCUACCAAUCAGGCUUUUAUCUUCAUCCACACCACCCCCAAAACACUCUUUACUUAUGCAACUAUAGUUACUAUUUCACCGCCUCUUCUCGAAAACUCCCACUGUUGGCUUUCUGAUCUCCCAAAUUUCCAUGUCAAAAAACACCAAAUUAUUAUUUUUGUGCUGCGUGUCAACAAACUGCAUAACUGUCAAACUGUUUGAAUCAGCUGUGGUCUUCCUCUCUGUUUUUCAAUUCUUUAGGAGGCUCAUGAGAAAAACGACACCGUCAUCAAGUUUCGAUCUCCAACAGUGAACGGCUCCCUGAGUCAGCCGUACAAAACCUACAUCCAGCUGGACAACUUCGUAAAGGAGCUGAAGCCCUUUGACUAUCACCCUGACCCGACCUUCAACGAGCUGACCAAGAAAGUCAUCACUGAGGCCAGCCUCAUCAUCGUCACUGUGAGUAUAGGCUGCCCGGGCUCCUUAUUAUGCUGCAGUUUAUGGGAAAGGGAUUAAGAUGAAUGGUGUUAUUAUCUAACUGGAGGAAAAAUGUGGAAAAGAUGCUGACUUUACUUAUUUUCUUCUUUUUUUUUUAGCUGCUUAUGUUGUUUGGUUUGAUUGGGUGUUAAAAAAAUAUUUAAAUAGCUGGACAUUCAAUAUUUCAGCUCAGUGGAGUGAUUAUUUUUGGAGUUAGAUUAACUGAGACAAAUGCAGAAUAAAAGUUGCAAUUAUCAACAUCUUUUUCUUGUAACCCUCUGGAAAAAGAGGUCAUGUGAGAAUUUGGAAAGGUCAUGGGAUGAUUAACAGAAGAAAAACUUAUUUCUGGGACACCUUUUACUCUUUUUAUGCUGCAUCAUAGGAAAAUUUUACCAUUCCUCAAACUCAACAAACUCUUCCAAAACAAAUGUCUGAAAAUCUAUGUUUCAUAUUUGGUUGAGUGCAUUCAGCCAGCUGAGCAAAGCUUCCUUUAAUGUGGUUGUAGGUCAAAUCAUCAGAACAUGUAAUAUAGAGAUAGAUCACUUAGAUUAGUUGUCUUAAAAGUCUGAAAUCUGACCCCUCUUAGCACUUCUUUAGAUGUUGGAUGUAAAUUUUAACAACCUUCACCAAGAUCAAGACAAAAAGAAAGAGAGAAAAAAAGGAUUUAGAACAUACCUGCCAACACUCCUGUUUUUCCCAGGACUCUCCCAUAUUUCAGACCUAUCUCCCGCCCUCCUCCUGUAUUGUCAUUUCUCCUGGGAAUCUCCCGUAGUUUGAUGGUCCACGUUCAUUCAUGAAUCGGAUCACUAUAUUUGUCCAAAGUUUCCAGACAGCCGAAGAUUGUCCUGUGUUUAGAUGAGCCUCACAGACACUGGAUUGAUACUUUCACUUUACAGCUUUGGAUGAUUCAAGUCGGUUUAAACUGUAAACUACAUUUAAGCAGUGUUUGUCGCAAAAUAAACACUUCAAUGAAAGGGAAACAAACAUGAGAUAUAAUGUUUACAUUGACAGUCUUGCACCGUCUCGGAGUGAUGCGUUCAGGGCAGCCUCAGAUAAAAGAGUGCGGUAUUACACACACAGAUGUUUAGAGAGCCUCAUACGGGAGAGCAUGUCAAACAUACGAGGACUUUAACAGCAAAAGUAGUGGACUAAAUAAGUUCAAGGCAUACUGUAGCUAUUAUUUUUUUAGGGCCCGAGCGUAGCUGCUAAGCAGCUGCGAGAGCCCUCUUGUUCCUGAUGGAUUCUUUAGGGCCCGAGCGUAGCUGCUAAGCAGCUGCGAGAGCCCUCUUGUUCCUGCAUGUUUCCUUCUUUCGUUAUUAUUUUUCCUCCGCUUUAAACUGGAAAAUGGCCCACUUCCCACUGGCGAAAACUCAGGAAAUUUGGCAGGACGACCGGGCCUGGUGAAAAAUUCGAUAUUCUGAAGUCGCCCAAACAAUAAAAUGUAAAAUGGCUCCAUAGCGCCCCCUAAGGUGAAAAUUCACAUGACGGCUGUACGCUUUGUCAUAUUGACACAAAAAUUGACACACACAUGUAUCUCAAUAAGAUCUACAAAAAAGUCAGUGCGGGCGUAUCUGUCAAAUGUACGGUUAAUGGGUUAUUUUGCAUUUUUUGCAGAUCUGCACACAUUGGAAUUUCGCUAACUCCUCCGAAGGCUUUCGUUCGACCGGCACCACAUUUGCGCAGGCCAAUCUACCCCCCAUGGCCAUUAAAAGUUGUACAAAUCAUGACGCUGCACCCCACGGUUUACGUUCUAGGGGGCGCCAAAGAUAACCCAAAAUCCACAUUCUUAAAAGUCUUAUAACUUUUUAUUUUUGUCCUCACUGCCCUCCAAGUUUUCUAGGAUAAUGCAAUGUCCAGCCAUCAACACAUUUGUGAAGGAAUUUUUACUCCCCAAAAGAGCGCCCCCCCAUGGCAGGAGAAAAAAGUCAAUUUUUUCUUGUCCCCUUACAUGAAAAUACACAUUGUUGAGUGUCACGCCUGAACGCUUUGUCAUAUUGACACAAAAAUUGACAAUCAUGUGUAUCUCAAUUAGAUCUACGAAAAAGUCAAAGAGCGCGUAUCUGUAUAAUGUACGGUUAAAGGGCUAUUUCGCAUUUUUUGCCGAUUCGCACACAUUGGAAUGUGGCUAUCUCCUCCUAAGGCUUUCGUCCCACCGAUACCAAAUUCGCUCAGGGCAAUCUACACCCCAUGCCCAUUCAAAGUUGUAAAAAUCAUGACGCUGCACCCCACGGUUUACGUUCUAGGGGGCGCCAAAGAUGACCCAAAAAUCCACAUUCUUAAAAGUCAUUUUGGCCACUGCAGGAGUACAGAGUACUGCAGUUCUAGGGGGCGCCAAAGAUGACCCAAAAAUCCACAUUCUUAAAAGUCUUUUUGGCCACUGCAGGAGUACAGAGUACUGCAGGAUACACACACAUAUACACACACACACACACACACACACACACACACACACACACACACACACACACUCAGAGUCUGUUUUUUAGCACCUGCAAAAACAUGCUGUUUACAUAUUUCACAAGAAUGCAGAGGCUUCCUUUUGCCCCUGAAAAAAAUCAGAUUUCAAACACAACUUGACUGUUCAUUUCUCCAAAAGACAACCAUGAAGCUCCAUCCAAACCUGAAGCAGAUAGUUGGUGCAUGUGUACAGUAACCUGAGGGGAGUGAGGUGACUAUUUCUGAGGAGAACAUGAGCAGUGAAGAUUCACCUUGGAGCUAGAACAGGGACGUGCACAUGAUUAUACAGGGGCAGGGGCUCAAGUUUUUUCCAGUCAUUUAUACAAUAUGGAAAUUAAUGUGAAAUUAAAACACAAAUAUGUGUGAUGAACUGUUUUUAAAACUUAAACUUCAAAUAAAAAUUGUAAACUUCAAAACAUAUGCAAAUUUUUAACAAAGAACAUAGUAAUUUACCUCUAUUUACAUCAAAAUGCAGGCAAUGGCCCAGGCGUUCUUUGUAAAAUUAUUUACAAAACACUGUAUAGUCUCACAAAUGUCACUUUUUAUUUAUGCCACUACAAAAAAACAUGAUGUAAAUGAUGCAUGAUGUAAAACAUGAUGUAAAAAACUUGUGUAGAUCCUCCUCUAUGGCAGUCCAUGUGUAAUUUUUCCAUAAUUCUUUGUUUUUUGCAGCAUUUUUGUUAGUGUAACUGCAGAUUGUGCUGACAGUCUAUGGCAAAAAAAACAAAAACUGAAAAUGCCUCAACAUGAACCCCUGGUGGUCUCUGAGGGUGAAACCUGCUAACUGCUGCAGCUCUGUCAGCUUCAGUCUCCCAUGCAGAGCUCGGAGCGCAUAUGUGGCUCUGCACCCUUAGCAGCGUUGCUAACUCCUCAGUAAGGAAAGCCUGCUUCAUGUCAGAGUCUCUAAACUCCAGAAGAAGUCGAUAAAAGUCCCUUUCUUUCUAAAAAGUCGUUAGGGGGUCUGAAAAGUAAUUGAAUCUAACAACAAAGUCGCUAGGUUUGCAACUACGUGUCCCAGACUGCAUCCCUGCUGAGAGUCCCUCCCUCCCUUCUCAUGUUGCAGGAAGAACGUAAGCGCCCGCCCCUUGUCAAUCAGUCACCAUAUAAUUUUGGAUUGGUUGUUGUGGUGAAGUUUUCCACCAAUAGGAGAGAUGUUGUGGUGUGUUUUUUUUUUCUUUUGGCAAGCCUUUUCCGCCUGUAAGACCUGUCGCUAAUGUGUGCAUGCUAUGUUUUCCUGUCUCAUACAGCGCGAUCGAGCGCCGAACGUGAUCAAAAUAAGCAGAAAAAAAGUAUUGCGGACAUAAUUUAUCAUAACUCUGGUUUUAUUUGGCCUAUCAACACAAUUUAAAAACUGGUAUAUAGGUUGAGGUCCUCACUUUUGAGAUAAGUUGAAACGAAGAGUUAACGAGGCUCCGUCUUGCAGCUACAUCCGGUUAAAUAUGUCAUGUGACUUGAACGCUGGGGAGCGUCAAUCGAAUCGAAUCAAACCUAACUCUCAGAUGAAUCUUCAAAAUUCACCUCAGAAAUAUGCUUAUUAUUCUUCUCAGAGUACUGCAGGAUACACACACACAGACACACACACACACACGCACACACACACACACACACACACACACUCAGAGUCUGUUUUUUAGCACCUGCAAAAACAUGCUAUUUACAUAUUUGACAAGAAUGCAGAGGCUUCCUUUUGCCCCUGAAAAAAAUCAAAUUUCAAACACAACUUGACUGCUCAUUUCUCCAAAAGACAACCAUGAAGCUCCAUCCAAACCUGAAGCAGGCAGUUGGUGCAUGUGUACAGUAACCUGAGGGGAGUGAGGUGACUGCUUCUGAGGAGAACAUGAGCAGUGAAGAUUCACCUUGGAGCUAGAACAGGGACGUGCACAUGAUAAUACAGGGGCAGGGGCUCAAGUUUUUUCCAGUCGUUUAUACAAUAUGGAAAUUAAUGUGAAAUUAAAAAACAAAGUAUGACUGUCCUGUGUAGGUGACAGUGAUAUCCAAUAGGCUAGGCACUCACGAGGCUGGCUGUGGCAAGUGUAAGUGAAAGCAACACGCACUGGCAGGAAGAACAGCAAACGCCGAUGAAGGAAAAGGGUCUUUGCAGUGAUGGGCGUUACCAGAGAGGGCGAUGGCCAGAGGACACGAAUGGGACGGGGAGGCAGCGCGUUGGGGGGGGGGGGGGGGGCGACACGGCUCAGGCCCGCCAGUGCCCCAACGGGGCCCUAGUUAGGGCCCGAGCCAGCUGCAGAGCAGCCGGGCGUAGGCCCUAUUAUUCCCCAAGUGGUUUUUCUUUGUUUCUUUCUUUCUUUUUUCUUUUUCCUCCCCUUUGAACUGGAAAAUGGCCCACUUCCCACUGGCGAAAACUCAUGAAAUUUGGCAGGACGACCGGGCCUGGUGAAAAAUUUGAUAUUCUGAAGUCGCCCAAACAAUAAAAUGCAAAAUGGCUCCAUAGCGCCCCCUAAGGUGAAAAUUCACACUAUUGACUGUCACGCCUGUACGCUUUGUCAUAUUGACACAAAAAUUGACACACAUAUGUAUCUCAAUAAGAUCUACAAAAAAGUCAGUGCGGCCGUAUCUGUCAAAAUUACGGUUAAAGGGUUAUUUCGCAUUUUUUGCCGAUCCGCACACAUUGGAAUUUCGCUAACUCCUCCGAAGGCUUUCGUUCCACCGGCACCACAUUUGCUCAGGCCAAUCUACACCCCGUGGCCAUUAAAAGUUAUCAAAAUCAUGACGCUGCACCCCAAGGUUUAGGUUCUAGGGGGCGCCAAAGAUAACACUAAAAUCCACAUAUUUAAAAGUCUUAUAACUUUUUAUUUUUGUCCUCACUGGCCUCCAAGUUUUCUAGGAUGAUGCAAUGUCCAGCCAUCAACACAUUUGUGAAGGAAUUUUUACUCCCCAAAAGAGCGCCCCCCCAUGGCAGGAGAAAAAAGUCCAUUUUUUCUUGUCCCCUAAGGUGAAAAUACACAUUGUUGAGUGUCACGCCUAUACGCUUUGUCAAAAUGACACAAAAAUUGACACACACAUGUAACUCAAUAAGAUCUACGAAAAAGUCAAUGCGCGCGUAUCUGUCAAAUGUACGGUUAAAGGGUUAUUCCGCAUUUUUUGCCGAUCCGCACACAUUGGAAUUUCGCUAACUCCUCCUAAGGCUUUCGUUCCACCGGCACCACAUUUGCUCAGGCCAAUCUACACCCCAUGGCCAUUAAAAGUUAUCAAAAUCAUGACGCUGCACCCCACGGUUUAGGUUCUAGGGGGCGCCAAAGAUAACCCUAAAAUCCACAUAUUUAAAAGUCUUAUAACUUUUUAUUUUUGUCCUCACUGGCCUCCAAGUUUUCUAGGAUGAUGCAAUGUCCAGCCAUCAACACAUUUGUGAAGGAAUUUUUACUCCCCAAAAGAGCGCCCCCCCAUGGCAGGAGAAAAAAGUCCAUUUUUUCUUGUCCUCUAAGGUGAAAAUACAUAUUGUUGAGAUUCACGCCUAUACGCUUUGUCAUAUUGACACAAAAUUUGACAAUCACGUGCCUUGCCUGGUAUCAUUUUUUUCAGCACAACCUCACCUGUGCGAAUUUACAGUUAUUUUAUCAUGUUGACAUACUGAAUUUACACAAUGGACCCAAAUUCACACACAAAACAUAAAAUCCGAGUGGAAAAAAGUAACAUUUUUACUGUGAAAACCACAAAUAUGUGUGAUGAACUGUUUUUAAAACUUAAACUUCAAAUAAAAAUUGUAAACUUCAAAACAUAUGCAAAUUUUUAACAAAGAACAUAGUGAUUUACCUCUAUUUACAUCAAAAUGCAGGCAAUGGCCCAGGCGUUCUUUGUAAAAUUAUUUACAAAACACUGUAUAGUCUCACAAAUGUCACUUUUUAUUUAUGCCACUACAAAAAAACAUGAUGUAAAUGAUGCAUGAUGUAAAACAUGAUGUAAAAAACUUGUGUAGAUCCUCCUCUAUGUCAGUCCAUGUGUAAUUUUUCCAUAAUUCUUUGUUUUUUGCAGCAUUUUUGUUAGUGUAACUGCAGAUUGUGCUGACAGUGUCUAUGGCACAAAAAAAAAAAUAAAUUAAAAUGCCUCAACAUGAACCCCUGGUGGUCUCUGAGGGUGAAACCUGCUAACUGCUGCAGCUCUGUCAGCUUCAGUCUCCCAUGCAGAGCUCUGAGCGCAUGUGUGGCUCUGCACCCUUAGCAGCGUUGCUAACUCCUCAGUAAGGAAAGCCUGCUUCAUGUCAGAGUCUCUAAACUCCAGAAGAAGUCGAUAAAAGUCCCUUUCUUUCUAAAAAAAGUCGUUAGGGGGUCUGAAAAGUCAUUGAAUCUAACAACAAAGUCGCUAGGUUUGCAACUACGUGUCCCAGACUGCAUCCCUGCUGAGAGUCCCUCCCUCGCUUCUCAUGUUGCAGGAAGAACGUAAGCGCCUGCCCCUUGUCAAUCAGUCACCAUAUAAUUUUGGAUUGGUUGUUGUGGUGAAGUUUUCCACCAAUAGGAGAGAUGUUGUGGUGUGUUUUUUUUUUCUUUUGGCAAGCCUUUUCCGCCUGUAAGACCUGUCGCUAAUGUCUGCAUGCUAUGUUUUCCUGUCUCAUACAGCGCGAUCGAGCGCCGAACGUGAUCAAAAUAAGCAGAAAAAAAGUAUCGCGGACAUAAUUUAUCAUAACUCUGGUUUUAUUUGGCCUAUCAACACAAUUUAAAAACUGGUAUAUAGGUUGAGGUCCUCACUUUUGAGAUAAGUUGAAACGGAGAGUCAACGAGGCUCCGUCUUGCAGCUACAUCCGGUUAAAUAUGUCAUGUGACUUGAACGCACACACAGACACGCACACACGCACACACACACACACACACACACACACACACACACACUCAGAGUCUGGUUUUUAGCACCUGCAAAAACAUGCUAUUUACAUAUUUGACAAGAAUGCAGAGGCUCCUUUUGCCCCUGAAAAAAAUUAAAUUUCAAACACAACUUGACUGGUCAUUUCUCCAAAAGACAACCAUGAAGCUCCAUCCAAACCUGAAGCAGGCAGUUGGUGCAUGUGUACAGUAACCUGAGGGGAGUGAGGUGAGUGCUUCUGAGGAGAACAUGAGCAGUGAAGAUUCACCUUGAAGCUAGAACAGAGACGUGCACAUGAUUAUACAGGGGCAGGGGCUCAAGUUUUUUCCAGUCGUUUAUACAAUAUGGAAAUUAAUGUGAAAUUAAAACACAAAGUAUUAAUAGAAAGGUAAUGACUGUCCUGUGUAGGUGACAGUGAUAUCCAAUAGGCUAGGCACUCACGAGGCUGGCUGUGGCAAGUGUAAGUGAAAGCAACACGCACUGGCAAGAAGAACAGCAAACGCCGAUGAAGGAAAAGGGUCUUUGCAGUGAUGGGCGUUACCAGAGAGGGCGAUGGCCAGAGGACGCGAAUGGGACGGGGAGGCAGCGCGUUGGGGGGGGGCAGCGCGACACGGCUCGGGCCCGCCAGUGCCCCAACGGGGCCCUAGUCUUUUGUUAUUAUUAUUAUUAUUAUUUUUCCUCCGCUUUAAACUGGAAAAUGGCCCACUUCCCACUGGCGAAAACUCAUGAAAUUUGACAGGACGACCGGGCCUGGUGAAAAAUUCGAUAUUCUGAAGUCGCCCAAACAAUAAAAUGCAAAAUGGCUCCAUAGCGCCCCCUAAGGUGAAAAUUCACACUAUUGACUGUCACGCCUUUACGCUUUGUCAUAUUGACACAAAAAUUGACACACACAUGUAUCUCAAUAAGAUCUACAAAAAAGUCAGUGCGGGCGUAUCUGUCAAAUGUACGGUUAAAGGGUUAUUUCGCAUUUUUUGCCGAUCCGCACACAUUGGAAUUUCGCUAACUCCUCCGAAGGGUUUCGUUCCAACGGCACCACAUUUGCUCAGGCCAAUCUACACCCCAUGGCCAUUAAAAGUUGUACAAAUCAUGACGCUGCACCCCACGGUUUACGUUCUAGGGGGCGCCAAAGAUAACCCAAAAAUCCACAGUCUUAAAAGUCUUAUAACUUUUUAUUUUUGUCCUCACUGGCCUCCAAGUUCUCUAGGAUGAUGCAAUGUCCAGCCAUCAAUACAUUUGUGAAGGAAUUUUUACUCCCCAAAAGAGCGCCCCCCAAUGGCAGGAGAAAAAAGUCCAUUUUUUCUUGUCUCCUAAGGCGAAAAUACACAUUGUUGACUGUCACGCCUUUACGCUUUGUCAAAAUGACACAAAAAUUGACACACACAUGUAUCUCAAUACGAUCUACGAAAAAGUCAAUGCGAGCGUAUCUGUUCAAUGUACGGUUAAAGGGCUAUUUCGCAUUUUUUGCCGAUUCGCACACAUUGGAAUGUGGCUAACUCCUCCUAAAGCUUUUGUCCCAUCGGCUUCAAAUUUGCUCAGGCCAAUCUACACCCCAUGGCCAUUCAAAGUUGUACAAAUCAUGACGCUGCACCCCACGGUUUACAUUCUAGGGGGCGCCAAAGAUGACCCAAAUAUCCACAUUCUUAAAAGAAUCCAAUUCCCCCCCCCCAUCCCCCAUCCCCCAUCCCCCAUGGCAGGAGAAACAGUCAAGUUUUUCCUGCCCAUCACUCAAUGGCUCAAUCGCAUCACUCUCCCGGCAACACCGUAACGAGAAGCAACUUGCCGUUUGGAUAUAUCCUAGCUGUGUUUGUGCCCUCACUCAUGGUCCAGACUUUUUUCAAAUAGGACAUGUAGUUUGUCUGCAGCGAGUGUUUUGGUAGAAACUGCGCCUCCCAUUCAUUAUAAUGGGAAAUGACCACAGACAAGUGCGCAUACCAUCUUUGGACCUUGAGUGUGACGCGAUCGGGAGGGGGAGGCGGUCGCGCUGGGGGCGGCGCAACGCGGCUCGGGCCCGACAGUGCCCCACCGGGGUCCUAGUUUACUAUUUGUUAUUGUUAAAAAAAACAAAAAAGUGUGCAGCUUCACUUAGACUUAUUUGGAUGAGCUAUCUAAUUACAAAUACUCUCAUAAUGAGCUCAUAUCCACCAUACAUGGUAACCCCAAAACUGCUGGGUGUGCGCCGCAAAAAUCUCCCGGAUUUUAUAACCCAAAUGUUUGCAGGUAUGAUUUAGAAUAAUUCAAGGAGAUCUAUUAGUUACAAUGUUGGGUGUCUAUACUAUAACUCAGCAAGGUUUCACAACAUAAGCUACAUGGAUGUUUUCUAGUAAUGAAAAACUCUGUUUAGCUAAGCGAGACUUAGCCUGAAGCUAAUGUCAGGCUCUGCUGUCCAAUUACGUCCCGCCCCCUUUGGCAGCUCUUUCAAAAUGUUCCUCUGAUCGGCACUUUGUUGAUUCAGAGUGUUUUUGAAAGUUGUUUAUUUGUGAAGUUUUUUUUGAGGUGUGUGAAAGAUAGCCACAGCUAUUUUCUCUUCCCAAAGAUAAAGGUACCAGAAAACUGUGGGGAACUUUUAUGUUGACAGGACAAUAAGCGGCUGCAACUUAGCUGUCUGUGCUCUUCACUCCACUGAUGACUCCUUUAUAAACAGAGGCCAGCACAAGAGGAAUUUGUAUCUUGGUUGUUACUGAAACCGGGGGCUGUUUUAUCUAUAGAGAGCUUUCAUGAAGGCUCCAUACCUGAUCAGUUAUCCAUUAUUUCAUCAUCAUUAUUAAUAAUUUGAUCUACAAACUCUGAUGGAAGUUAAAACGCCCUCUGAAAUCUUCGUAAACUCUUGUUACGUGUGAAGAAAAAUAGAUUUUUCCAUUUUUCUGACAAAAGAAAAUUGGCAAAUCAGUGCCACACUUAAAUAACCCACAGUCUUUACAGUUGAUUGCAUCUUUUAAUUCAGCUUCAGAUCUACCUCACACCCUUUAUGUCAGUUCUCAGGUUCUUCAGUAAUCACUUUUUGAAGUUUCUUCAAAGUAAACUUCAAGCUUUAGGUAAAUGAGUCAGGAGAAGUGUCUGCAGAAAGAGGUCUGAGGCCUUGUCAGUUACUCAAAUGCCAGUUUACUUAAGCUCAUUUCACCUUCCUUCUAUUCCAGACUGCAUUAGAGUAAUUGAAAGCGUGCCUGUUGAUACUGGAGUGUGUUAUGAAAGUGUACUGUGCAGUGCCAGGACUGUGGGAUUGACUGGAGCUGUGCCCACACUGUCUUAACUAAGAAAUUACCUACAAAUGUGCUUACAUGGAAUAUAAUCUUUAUCUUUUUAAUUACGUUCAGCUCUCGCAGAGGAACAACGGAGAGCUGUCAUAAACUUUCCAUCCAUCACUAAUGAAAACGCUUGCAGUUAUGUUUUUAAUACCACUCGCACGAUGGCUGUGCUUGAUGGUAUGUGAGUAAUUAAUUUCCAUCCCAUGUUCUUUCGUCACUUUUAAGCAUUAAAGUUGAUCUUCUUCUGCAGGGUCGGGGAUUCUCCAAAGCCAUGACAGCCAAAGAGGCUCAAGCGUUUGUCGGCGACGUGUCCUGUCAGGUCAACACGCUUCAAGAUGACAAGCUGUUUCUGGACCCGCCUUCUACCCCGCCUAGUGCUCGCUCCAGACGCCACCGCAGAGACACCCGGCCUGAGCUGCUCGACUUAAUGGUCAGUUCAGGGUUGGAGUUGACAAGCAGGAGUAAAGUCUUUAGAUUCUGUGCUACACUGUAAAAAAAAAUGUUCGAAAAGUAAAAGUCUGGCAUCAGAUGACAGAAGUAGAAGUUAAUGAGGCAAAACAGCUUCUAUUAAUGAAAGAUUAUGAAUACUUACCCACCAAGCAAAAAGUGGUUGAAAAGAUGUUGAAAAAGUGUCUUCACCAUAUGUCUAAACAACAUCUUGAUUUGGAUCAUCUAAAUGAAGCCCAGUUUUUAAUUUUUAUUUUUUUGGGCUAAAGUACUGCUAUGAUGGGCCGAUUUAGCCUGAAAAAAGACGUCUAAAUGACGUUGGGUGUUUAGUGGGUAUUAAUUAUUUUUAAAAAGCUUUUUAAUCUUGUGGAUUAAUUUUGUCAACUAGUUGACUAAUUGUUCCAGCUUUACUUUUUCAUACUGUAUGAAACUUGACUCUUUAAAGUCCCACUCUAAUCUUAUUUUUUUUCAAUUAUUUAAAGCGUUCUCAGUGGUUGUUUAAUUGUGAUUAUGAAGUUUUUAGCCAAAAUCAUGUUACCUGUUCCAUUUUCGAGGGCUUUUCUUCUGCAGAGCUCCAGGAGCUCAUUAGCAAUUCGCCUCUGAGUCUUGGACGGAGACAGCGCUGCUCUGCACACUCCUUGUCACGCUAGCUUGUAGACUAACAUUGCAGGUGCAGCAGAAGUGGCAGGUAAUAUAGGAGCUAAUAAAGGGGGCGGAGCAUAGAUUUGUGACAUAGGAAAUCUUACUGAGUCUGAACCUGCUAUUUGGGUCUAUGAGAGGUUCACAGCAAUUUAAAUGCAGAAAUACUCAGGAAUGCACUUUCGCUCUUAGUUUUCUCAUGAUAUGUCCUCUAGUAUCAGCAAAGUGCCAUAUGAACAUGUAGACAACAAGACAAACAUAAUUUUCAUCAGAGUGGGUCUUGAAGUACAUACUGUAGCUAAAUACAUUUAUCAGCACAAAUGUAGUAAAAGCAUGAAGUGUUUUGAAAAGAGGAUACUUGAGCACAAAACUUAAGUGCAGUACUUGUAUAAAUUGACAUUGUAGCUUCCAGUCACUUGAGACAUGUAUGCAGAUUCACAGAUGAGUGUGUAUGAAUAAUCAAUCUUAUCUGCGCCUCCAAAGGCAUGACUACUGCACAUCUUGAGACUCCAUUUUACUUCAGCUCAAAUCGUCUUUAUGUUGUUACAAGCCUGUGUAAUUGUAUAUAAUUAUAGCUGGGCCACAAUUGUGAUGAGCACUGUACCCUCUCCCUGGAUAAUUCCUCUAAGUGAGCUAUUGUUUCAUAUCUGCGGGUGUGAUCUGCAUAGAGAAGUGAUGCCACUCCACUCUCAACAGUACAAAAUACCUACUGUUCACAGAAAAUGAUUGAUUAUAAACAAUGAAACAAAGCACAUUUAUGUUGUUGAUAUUGGCACACUGAUUUGUACACACUUUUUAGGGUACUGAAGGAUCUAAUAGCGAUACUAGGCAAUUAUAUCACUCCUCCUCCAGCCUUGAUUCCUAUUUAGCAUUCAUUUCGUACUUGACCUGAUUGGAUAAAAUAUUGAGAACUGAUCAAAAUAUCCUUUCUCUGUGUUUCCCCACAGAUCAAGUUUGGGAAAGGGGAGUGGGUGGUCGGCUCAGUGCAGUACGAGAGGAAGAAUGAUCUGUCACUCUACAUUAUCAUCCCUGCUGUCAUCGUGCCCAUGCUGCUCAUCAUUGCUAUUUCAGUCUACUGCUACAGGUGAGUCUAGACACGUAUGUGGGGUGAUGCCACAGACACCGUAGUUUGGAAAUAGUAAUCUAAUAAGCUGUUGAAACUUCCCUGUCUGACUUAUUUGUCCUCAGUAAGUGUCACAGUGCUCCAUAUAUAGCCCUAAAAUCGUAUAAAUGUACUUUUACACACAGGACAGACUAUAUACAUGUGCUGCUAAUCACCAAAUGUCACUCAUCUGACUCACAAUCGUGCAAUAUUUGAGUCUAAGGUUUCCAUAUCUAUUUUUAGAUUGUAACUCUUAACCUCAUAUGUUAAGUCACAGUAGGUUUCUUUGGUUCCUUCAAGUUUGAGGUGUCCCAGAUUUCACUGAUGUAAAAACAUAAAUGAAAAAAUAAUUAAAUGCUUUUUGAGAAUCGAUUUUCCUUUUCAAGUAAGUAUAAAAACGCAAUUUUUUUCAGUACAAAAUGGGACAAUGCUUCUGUUUAGUGUCUCAUGGGAUAACUGAGGGGUUUAAACUCCCUGUUUGGCCUCCAAUAAACAAACUUUAGGGAGUCAUCAGAUUUCCAAACUGUAGAUCUCAAACACCAGUCUGGCAGCAGCUGUUAAAGGGAUAUCGCGGCAUAAAUUAAAGUUAGGGUCAAACACACCAUGACACUGAGUUAGACCCCCCCUCGAGAGAUGAAUGUUGCUGACUGCUUGCUUCUCUAGUUAUACUAACAUUAGUAACGAUCGCACGAUAGCAACACACAAUGGUCUACGUCUCCACGCGCAAACCUUAACCAAAGUGGCAAAAGGCAAAUUGUAUGAAAUAAGCUCAAAAACAUGUUACGUAUGUGUUUUGAAAGAGCUUUGUUCCAUCCUAUCAAAGAUAAGGGUUCAAAUGAAGGAAGUCUAAAAGAAAAGUAAAUGUUGCCUUUUUAUUUUUUUUUAUAAGCUAUUCGUGAUCGUGGGGUCUCGCUUCAGAGAAGAAGAACCAUCAUCAAAUCUGAUAGAGUUCAUAGUUUUCGAUUGCAAUAGAAUACUUGAAUUGUCUUGUGUUUUGAAAUUCACUUAUUAUUCUUGACUUUGGUUUAAAGUCAGCCAGUCAAUCUGAUCUGAAAAGGAUGAGAUGUUUUUUUCUAUGCUAAUUUACAACAGCAACAUGAAAUGUUCAAUUCCCUGCCUAUUUUGAUUUACAUCCACUUAAUCAGCAGCAAAACAACUUCCUGUAAAUAAUGAGCACUGGUGGGUAGCUGGUGUAUAAUCUAAAGACUCCUACUAAUGCUCUUUGUUGCAUAACAGUAUCUCAGAGGUGUUUUAGUUCACUGAAUUUAAGCCUCUAUUCUAAUAAUUGAAUAGUAUCAUGACUCGGUGUCUGUAAGUGUAAAACUAGAGGGCAUAAACAAGAGUUUCUUGUUUAUCUGUGAGAUUGAAGAAGUAGUUUUAUUCAUGGAGUUUUCAUGCCUUUAAACCUUUUUGCUUUGUUGAAGUAUUACAUCCAUUUUUACUCAUUUUUAAUAUUCCCUUCAGCGGUGUAACUUCUGCCAUAUGCUUCUGCUGUACACAGCACUGCAUUUGCCCAAACAUUUUUUGGCAUGAUGUGACUGAAUGGCUUAUUGCUUGAGUUUAGAUUUUUAAAGUUUUGUUCGAGUUUUAAAGAGACAGCAGCUAAAAUGAACCGUUUCAGACAGAGAAAUAAUGGUAUUUUAAUACACCGGUGUGAGAAACACAAAGCGGAAAGAAAGAAAUUGCAUAACACCUCCUCUUAACACAGUAACUAGGCCCUUGGAAUAAUACUAAAUGGUUAUGUCUGUUGCAAACUGGUUGGUGCUCAAAUGUGUAUGAUUCAAGCUAACUACUGUCAGGGUUCUGGUUUACUUUCUGUUAUUUGGUUGUUAUCUGUACCACCAAAUAAAGUGACAGUCUUUCCUCUGCACGGCUCAGCCACUGGCUCACCACACACGUCACCAUUCAAAUGCAUUGUCACUCAUGACACAUGAACAGAACUAAAAAAUGAAUUUAGAACACAUUAAGCAAAAUUAUUUGGCAAUAAGCAGAUUUAAUCUUUGAAUAAGGUUUAAAUAAGAAGUGGGUUUUCUAGGUGUUCAUCGCUGUGGUUCUGUGGACUAGUGGAACGCACGACAGGGCAACCAGAUCGAGUAAAAAAGCCAAGUGCAGAUUCAUGCUCAUACAUUCGCAAUCCACAUACACAGAUUGUUAUCCAUGUAUCAAGGAUCCAACCAUCGUUCUAACUAGAGGUCUGACAUAUCCGUAGGAGAUAGGUUUACCCACUGAAUGCUUACCCACCACACACACACACACAUAGUGGGAGCUUUCUUUUAUGACACCCAAAAAGGGCUCAGACUGUUAGAGCACAAACAGUGAUCUGAAGGAGGGUGUCACACCACCACUUGCAGGAGAAAAUACAUUUUUUUCUUAAUUCCACUUCACCUAAAAUAACUGUUUUUUUCCCACAAUUCUGAUAUUUUUUCCUUUCUCAUCCUCUCUCUUCUUUCUCUGCUCUGUGCUCACCCAUCCACAGGAAGCACAUGUCAGCACCUCCUUAAAUGGUGUUUCAUUGCCUAUUCAUGGGCAGAGAUUUAGGCUGAUGAGUGGCUAUCAGGAGCACGCUAUCGGCGAUUGGCAUUCAUCAACUCUCAUGAGCUUACACAAGUGCUCAUGAUCAAAUCCGAGUUUUAUGAAUCCAGUACCGUUUCUGUGUAAAUCUACCCAUACGUGUACUGACCUUCCAUGGAUGAGACGCAUUAUUUUCAUGAUCUGUUUUGUGUCUGCUAUAUCUGUUUAGGAGAAAGAGUCAACAGGCAGAACGGGAAUACGAGAAGGUGAAACACCAGCUUGAGAACCUGGAGGAGAGUGUGAGGGAUCGCUGCAAGAAAGAAUUUACAGGUACAGAUGGUGCAGCUGUGCAGAAACUCUGCAAUAACACUAAUGCCUCUCGAAUGAUCCAUGUUUCUAAGAAGUUAUGAAGUAAUGAAGUGCUUCAUAACUCUGAUUACAUUUCUUUGAUGUAUCGCCUAGCAGUGAAUUGAAUAUAUUCUCCUGCUUAGCUUUAUGCUAUCAUCAUUAUGAGGAGCAGUUUUGCAGCAGCAGUAAUGAAAAACAAUCUUUUACAGCAGAAAUAAUUUCCCUCAGAAAUGCACCUCCUACUCUUCCCCUCUCAGUGUAAUGACUGAGACAGACAGGCAGCAAACAAAUGACACAAAGCUGCUUAUUAAAUACGAAUAAGGUGCUAUUUUCUUGUAUCAUCUCGCAGAUUUGAUGAUUGAGAUGGAGGACCACACCAAUGAGCUCAGCGAGGGGCGAAUCCCAUUCCUGGACUACAAAACGUACACCGACCGUGUCUUCUUCCUGCCCUCUAAAGACGGUGCCAACGAUGUCAUGAUCACGGGGAAACUGGACAUCCCGGAGGCUCGACGGGCCACAGUGACUCAGGCGCUCAACCAGUUUUCCAACCUCCUGAACUCCAAGACCUUCCUCAUUAAUGUAAUUACACUCCAUGUAGAUGUAUCUCAUAAAUAUCUCAGACUGAUCAUGUCUGCAUACACAUGGAGUUAACACAAGAGCUUCUCAAACAGCUUGAGACUCUGCGACUCUUCGAAAAAAGUCUCAAAUAACAUCUAAGUGUUUAAGUGCAACUCCGAAACACUUUGACUAAAAGCUUGUUCAGAUUCUGAAACAUGAACCUUAUGUAUAUAAAGAUAAAUCAUGCAUGUCUGCCUGCGCCUUGUAAAAAUGUAGCAGAAGUAUCCUCGUGACAGUUUCUUACAGCAUGGGCUGAUGAUUUAAAGCUUUUGCAGAGUCUUUGCAGUAGGUAUUAGCUGUUGGACCGACAGCACUGAGGUCCCAUUCCAUUCAUCUUUAGAGUAGGGCUGGGCGAUAAAAUGUUAACGAUAUAUAUUGAAAAUUAAUUUCCCUCAAUAUCAAUAUAAAACAUGGUCAAUAUGCUUUUCAAUAGUCAGCAUUCUUCCAUGUUUUGGUAGACUAUACCAAUAGCCAAUGAAAAGGGGAGUUGCUCUGGGUCUGCUUCGCACUGAAUCAAUCAUGUGCUGAAUUAGAACCAAGUAGCAAACAACUGCGUAGUAGCAGGCAGCAGCUACACACAACCAUAGAACUUUAACACGUGAAGCCAGUGAGAAAAAAAGAAAAUGAGUGCUACCUCUGUCAGAAAUGCAAAUGAAGGCUCAACAGAUGAUGACAUCGUUGUCAACACUGGCAUGAAAACGUCGGUGGUGUGGAGGUAUUUUGGUUUUUUGAGGUGAGACAUGAAGCAGAGUAGUGUGCAGUGCAAAUUAUGUCGAGUACAUGUUCUUGCAAAGUCGGGGAAUACCUCAAAUCUUUUUCCCCACCUAAAGCAGUGCCCUGCGGCAGAGCAUGCGCAAUGCAAAAGGUUACAAACCCCAAGUGGAGCAAGGAACCCAUGGCGCCUGUGCAGCCGAAACAGCCAAACAUUUCUCUAGCGCAACACCUUACGAUAAAACAUCAAAGAGACACAAAGACCUCACAGAUGCAGUAGCUUGUUGUAUUGCAAAAGACAUGCUACCAAUAAGCACUGAUAAGUUUUAUUUUUUGACUGAUAUGAAAAAAUAUAUCGUGUUAAACUUUUUCCCAUAUCGCCCAGCCCUACUUUAGAGGCAAAGAUCCCUCAGGUUUGCUCAGUAUGAAGUAAACCAGAUGUCUUAUUGAUGUCUUAUACAAAACAGAUGACAUUAGUCAAUCAAUCAAUCUCUAUUUAUAUCGAGAUUGACUGAUCACAACAAAUAUCCAUAUCUCAAGCGUUCUUGGGGAACCUUCCUGUAUCUCUUAGCAUUCUGAAUCGGCCACAUCCACAGUCAAUACCCUAUUAGGUCCUUUCUAUCUUCAUGCUUUUCUCUUAUUAUUCUGUGGUUCGUAAAGUACAGUACUGGAAGUGAGAAACAGGGGAAGACGUGUGAAGACUCCCAAUAAUCCAAACUCUCCGGGACAAAAAAAGCCUCUGAGGUGUUAACUUGCAUACAGUAUGUGUGGAUGAUUCCUCUCUCUCUCUAAUUGGUAUCUCUUUAAGCCAUAACAUUUUACAGGGCAGAAUUGAAUUUACCUUGAUAAUUAUUGUUUCCACCGGCAUUAGGCUUUUGAUUCUUUAAAUGCAUAUUAUGUGGGAUUACUCGUCUGCUAGUGUGUGUGUUGGGGGUUUUUACCAGGAUGAUUAAUAGAGCUCUUUAUCUGCCUUUUUCUUUGUGUGUGUGGUGCAUUUCUUUAUAGUUUAUUCGCACCCUGGAGCGCAGUCAUGACUUCAACGCCAGAGCCAAGGUGUACUUUGCCUCCCUGCUGACAGUGGCUCUGCACGGGAAGCUGGAAUACUACACGGACAUUAUGCGAACGCUGCUGCUGGAGUUGAUGGAGGAAUACGUCCACAGCAAGAAUCCUAAACUCAUGCUGCGUAGGUGAGUGGAGAGCCGCUGUUCAGACAGACAUUAGUGCUGUCAGACAUGAUUACUAAACACCAAUGCCUGGUUUGGUAUCUGAGAAAAAUGCUGUUUGUUACAUAUCAUAGAAAACAGAGAGCAGUGCUUCUAUUUGAGUGGGUUUAGGAACAGCAGGGCAUCGUAGACACGGCGUACCAGCAGGGUAAACAAUUUUGUUCUUGAGUGCCUUGAAAUUUUACACUGACACUCAUGGUUACUAUAGGAUAAAUCUCUGUGUUUUGUGAUCCCCUUUAUUUGCCACUUAGGUGUGCAAGCUUUUGUGCACUGCGCCAUCUCCUAAGGUUGACAUUCUGAGCAACAUAUCGUAGAUGGACUUUUGCGUAGACAUUUGUAAUUAUUAGAUUUUUUUUCCAUUUAUCAGAUCAUCAGGUCAAACUUUGCCUGUAAAGUCAAUGAGGUUCCCAUCUGAGCAGCUCUUCUUGGUUAGUGCUAAUUUGCAAAUGUUAGUUUUGUGAUGAUAAGCUUAUUUUUGAUGUUAGCAAAGCAUCCUCACAAGGGUGUCUGUCGGCUGUCUCGUUUGGCAUCGCUUACACUGAGAUCAUAAGAUGUCCUUAUUUUCAGCUCCAUGAUCAGAAUCGCUCCAUGUCUAAACCCUGGCAGCUCUAUUAUGAACCAGUUUUAGAGGACUGGGAUUUGCUUCAAGAUGCAGAGGACUGUUUCAUUCUGUCGCCACGUUUUCUGUUAAAAUUUUCCUCUGACUGCUGAAGUCCACUAUGAAGAGCCAGACUGCUGCUUGAUCUGUUCCAGUCCGCCUCCUUCUGCUUCUCCUUCUGUUUCUGUUUUCCUUCUUGGAUUUCAGACACAAAGUCCUGGAUGAUUCUUCUGUUGUUGUCUCUUUUAAGCAUCUUCAUCAUUUUUUUUUCCCGUGGCUGCUAACCAAUGAGGCAUAGGCUAAUAUGUACUCUAUGUCCAUGGUGUUUUAAUUGUACUGAAAACAUAUGUCAGAUUAUGUUAGCUUCCUGAACAUGGAUUUAGGGGAUGGUCUUGUAGUAGAGUGAUUUUUUUAUAGGACAUUCCUACGGGUACAAGAUUGUUCAUAAGGUAGGGCAACUUUUUCGCAUAAAUUAAGUCAGCUUCUAUUAAUCAAACUGCAUCUCACCUGCGGUACUUCGAUCAGCAUCCAGCCUGAACCAAAUGCUAUUCAUAACUUCUAUCAUUGCUACCAGCAGGAAAUAGGAGAUAUUCACCUUGAUAUUUGUAUCUAGAGCAUAGAGGAAAAAUCUGGAUAUUGUGUUACAAGCCUUUUUUCUGUUGGGGCAUUUUUUUUAUGCAUGAUACAAUUAUCAAGUAAAUCUUUUACUCAACAAACUUUAAUUAGUUUUAUACAGAUUAAAACAGUGCAGCUCUUGAAAGAGCACAAGAUACAAAGGAAACGCAUCACAAACACCCCCUUUCAAAUUCAGAUUCACAGAGGCUAAAAACAACAAUUAACGACAGUAAAACCCGACCCUCCUACCCCCACACACACCCAUGGACCCACACACACACACACACACACACACACACACAAGCGCACACAGAGUGAGAAUUUAAGAUAUAUUGUUAGAGAGACAUGGCCUGACACCGAGACAUAACGUGAGGAAAGAGCUACCUCUGGGAAACACUGGAGAUAAAAAUAAAAAUGGUAAAAAGAAAGAGUGAAACCUGAUGGACUAAAAGAAGAUAUGAAGAGAUAAGUAAGAGCUCUUUACCAUGUAAAAAAAAAGGGCAAAAAAGUAAAAACGUGACAGGGAUUUAGAAAAAGACUAAGAACAGAGAUAAUUAAUAAAAUGACAUAAAAUAAAUAAGAAGAACUUCAAUUAAAAUGAUCAUUUGCAAUAAGAGAAAUAUAAAAAGGCAAUUAGUGAAAAGCCUGGUUAAAAAGGUGAGUCUUGAGCCUUUUCUUAAAAACAUCAGCAGUCUCUACCCCCUUUCCCUCAAGACCCUGUCUACUGCUGGAUAUUCCUUUGACUGUGCUUACAUAACAAAUUCUGGAGCUAAAACUAAAAUAAAAAAAAAAAGUAAUUGCUGGAAUUUGGGUUUUGUAGAUCUUGAAAUAUAAGACGUUAAGAAAUAGAAAGUAAAAAGAAAGUAAGUUAAAUGAACUACUGUACAUUAAGAGAAAUACAAAGUUAGACAAGUCGCUGAAAACUGAAAAAGACCAUAAAAGAGAAAACUGUUUAAAUUGUAUGAUUAUAGAACAUCACAGAUAUAUAUAUUUCAAAAAGAGAACAACUAUAAGAGGAGAGUGCUGAUUCAAAACGAUGAGAGUUUCUGAAUGUGGUCCAGAAAAGGUCCCCAAACCUUUCUGAAUUUUCCAUCAUUACCUGUGACCAAGUAAUAAAUCUUCUCAAAGUCUAAACAAGACGUAAAGUCUUUCAGCCACUGACUAUUAAGUAAAUCUUUUAAUUGUAAACGUAAGAAAUAGCCUGUGGGUUGUUUGAAAAUGAUGUCCAAUUAGAUUAUCUGUUAUCUACUUACAAUCUCACUAAACCCCCCUUACUUGGCAACAUCCCAUAAUUUCUGUAUUGUGAAAGCGUCUCUAUCAUUCCCCUGGCUGAUUUGAUUGCAGCAAAUAGCCCUCAAGAAAGAAUGGCAAUUUUUAGUCAUCCUUGUUUAUUCUCCUUUACGCCACUCUAAUGAUCAUGUCAAGGUCAAAUCAUUCACAGUCCACCCCCUCCUUCAGCAGCAGGACCCUCUCGUCUGCGAGUACAGUGGGUGCUGGGAGGGGGGCCCUGUGAUCUGAACUGUCUGCUGUGCCUCAGCACACUCUGACUGGCUGUUAUGCAAGUACACAUCUUAAUCAUCCCCCAGUGGAGAGGCUCAUUAUGUUGAUUAGGCCAUUGUGCCAACACAGACCCCCUUAUAUACAAGAUAUCUAAUUAGGCAUGCUAGCCGCUAACAACAGGCCUGCCACCAGUGGAUUUUUGACAUUAAGAUGAGCAGUCAGUCAAGUGACUGCUGACAUGAGUUUUGAAUUAAAAUAUCUUUGUUGACACUGUCAAGCUGUUCAGGAAUUCACUUGUUGACAUUUAUAAAUGUCUUAAUAAAGUGGUAUUUUGAACAUUUGAAGGUUCAUUGACUAUCAACCAUGAGAAGUAUCACCUUAUAAAUGACAUUAAAACCCUUGAGAGGAGUAAAAAUGAGGUGUAAUGCUCCUUUAAGAUUUACAAACACUAACAAGACUAUCAGCAACAUUUGAUUACUACUAUACAGUGUUUUAAAUGCCUGUAACCUUUGCCAUGUGGUCGUGUCAGCAUACUUAGUUUUACAUUUCCUGCAGCAAUUAUCAACAAUAAGUCAUAGAAGAACCAAGAAUAGUUUUCUUUUAUUGUCUGAACACAUCUUUACAGGACUUAAUCAGCAAUGUGAAAAGAUCUACAGCUUUGUCCUUCGGGGACACCAAAACUUUCAGAAUUAGAAAGUUCCUCACAGGAGCUUUAACUCAAAUGCCCCAGUGGAGAAAUUUGUUCCGCAGCAAGGUUAAACACAAGAUACAGAAUUGAACAAUUAACAUGAUUAAAACAUAAAACUUAGACAAAAAUAUUAAAAACAAAUCCUUAACAACCCCCAAAUAAGCUCACAUAAAAACCAUGCCCACGUUUGGAUCAUUUCUCACGGUUUGAUUGCUUGAGGAAGACAAAACAAGGCAAGUUUAUUUCCUCUGCAUAUUUCAGCAACAAGGCAAUUCAAGGUGCUUUACAUAAGAUAUUAAAACAUCAAGACAAAGCAGAGGAGACACAUUAAAAGAAGACGUAAAAGAAUCAUUAAAACAAGUUAAGGCUAAAGCAGAGGGGUAAAGUAUAUUACGACGGUGUGAGAGUAUAAUGUUGAUGCCUCUUUGUGAUAUUCAAAAGCAAAUUAGACCAGCAGGGACAGAAUUUACAGUUUGUACGUUGUCAUUUUUUAUGCUUAAAACUGGAGCAAGGAGGUGUCAGUAAACAGUCCUGUUCUCACAGUUUACAGGUAAAAUAUUUAGAGUGAGUGAAACAUUUGACUAUCAAAAGUCAGCAGAGUGAGAUUGUUCUUAUUCACACAUACUUCUAAAACUGCUUUCUCCACAAGGGGGCACUAAAAUCAACACAAAACAAGAAAUUUCUCACAGGAGCUUUAAAAAGAUGUUAUUUUCACUUUUUCUUGGCGUAAUUUAUCUAAUAUUAUGUCUGCAUCAUAUCUAAAACUACACAAUCAAACCAAAGUGACAUUUUACACCUUCAAUGAAAUGAAAUCUGUUUAUUCUACGUGUUUUGCAGGUCGGAGACAGUGGUGGAAAGGAUGCUGUGUAACUGGAUGUCUAUCUGCCUUUACCAGUUUCUGAAGGUAACAUCACUGAAAGUGGCCUAAAUCUAUUCGAAGGGAAUCCUAAUUUGUAAAUACAUGCUCUGUAUAAAGGCUAAUUAACUCUGUAGUGAUUUGUCUGUCGUGUUAAAUGUCAGCUAGAACAGAAAUUGUUCAUAAUGGCACGCCGCUGCAUUAGACCAAAACUCAGAGCAAAGAUUUCUCAUUCCGACUAAGUAUUGAUAAUGUGCAUUUUUCUGUCUUCUAAAUUGCUAAUCACAACAAUUAGCCUCUUGAUAACAUCUGUGACAACCUCUAAAUGGCUUUGUGUGUGUGUUUGUGUGUGUUUGUGUGUGUGUUCCAGGACUCUGCGGGCGAGCCCUUGUAUAAACUGUUCCGAGCCAUCAAACACCAGAUCGAGAAAGGGCCUGUGGACGCCAGAGUGAAGAAAGCCAAGUACACCCUCAACGACACAGGCCUGUUGGGCGAUGAUGUCGAGUACUCUGUCCUGGUGAGAUGGAAAAACACACACACACACAUACAAACACACACACACACACACACACACACAGACAAAUAAAGAGGCUCUACGCAAACACAAAGUCAGGAACCCAGACUCAGGAAAAAAAUCUGUGCACGCUGCUCUGAGAUUGCAUGGUGUUUUGUUCGUGGUGAGCAACACAAACAUGCACACACACACACACACACACACACACACACACAGCAGUUGCUAUGGUUACCACUAAAAAACCCCACAGGCGACUGCCCGUUUCUGUGUGACACCCAUUUUCAGUGUCAAUGUUCCUGGCUCAAAUAAAGAAAAAAACGACACAGACAACACAUUCCAAUAUAGCAGCGAAACACGGGGCAGGGGGAAAAAAGUACGACAAGUUGUCACGACUAAAGAGCGCGAGCCGGCUGCACAAACCCCACCUCAGCCGUCCCUGCCUGCACCCGCUCUGCAUCCAUUCAGGCAGCUUUCAAGGGUCAGGAAAAAAAGCCUCGCUCUGCCCCUCGCUUUUUGUAUCGUGUUUCAAUAAUGGAAGCUAAUGUGAACACAGCUGUUUUUGGUUAAAGUCAGCACAAAUAAAAAGACCCAUGGGUAAUGGCGUUGUCGAGGACAAUUAUCAAAUUAGCCUGAAUUACACGUCUCCCACCGUGAUGGAUCGCCUUGUGUGAUUGAAUUACAGAGGGAGCAAAAAUACCCGAUGAGCUUGAUUUCACAGGCAGACGCCGUGUUUCCUGUUGGACUUGAUUCACCGUGCUUUUCCAAUUCGCCGCUGGUUUUCCAAGCGCCGAGUAAUCUAUACGUUCCUAUUAGAGGCUGUGGAGUGGUCAGUUAGUUAUUUCUGACAGAGUGACUGACCGCCGGACGUGAGACAGGUCAGAGUUUCCUCCUGCUGAGCCCUGGUUAUUAGCUGGCCAUGGUGACAGGAGUCCUCUCAGGUGUCAAAGGAGAGUGUGUGUGUGUGCCUUACAGAAGCCUGGUUGCCAUGACGACAACAUCCCGACAGAGGGACUUAGUUGUGUGGGUGCCUUUUUUUUUUGUGGGUGGGUGGCUGGGUGCUCUGGCCAUGUUGGAAUAUUUCUGCAUAUUUGUCAUUUGUGUGCGUAGGUGCGCAUGAUCCGCACACACUAUGUGAGCCAUGUGAGCGAAAUGUGUGUCUGUUAUUUUAAUUGUGUGUGUCUGUGUGUGUGUGUGUUUGUUUCCAGACCCUUCAAGUGCUAGUGCAGGGAGAAGGCCCAGAUGUGACACCCGUCAAGGUGCUGAACUGCGACACCGUCUCGCAGGUGAAAGAGAAGAUCAUAGAGCAGGUGUACAGGAACCUGCCAUACUCCCAGAGGCCCAAGGUUGACAGCGUCACACUGGGUGAGUUAAUGAAGACCACCUAGGAGGAGGCUGAGAUAGAGCAGGAAAUAUCUAAUUAACAUAAAUAAUAUAAGAGCAACAUGGAGCUGCGAGAAUGUCAAAACGGAGGAGCUGUUUGGCUCGGAUUGAAACGCGUCUUUUUUUAACAUUAGAUAUACCAUUUAAAAAAAAAAUACCUCCACUUUUUUCUGUUUCUGUUUGUGCAAUUAAAGUUCUGCUCAGAUUGAAGAUUUUGAACUACGUCAGCAAAAUAAAAAAGGCCUUCAUCCCUAAACAAAGUUUCACUUUCUACUGUAGCCAGAAACCUCAGGGACCUACAUGAAAGGCGAAAGCUCUGUGGACGUUUUCCAACAUCAAAGCCAUUUUAUUAUUCCCACGCAUGCUGUAGAUCUGGUUGCUUUAUACAUUUUAGAUAAGCAGAGAUCUGUCUUCUUUCAUGGCGAAUCAGAGAGAUAACCCCCUUGUAUUCGGUGGUACUUGUAAAUGAAUCAUAAGUCCCAGAUGGUGCCAAGCUCAGGUUUGCAGCGGUGUUAGAAUUUUCUAAAUUGAAAAUGCUCAGCUGCAAAUCACAGCUAAGAAUUAGAUUUAAAUUAUUCACAAAAUACUGAUCUGACACUUCCUCACUUCAAAUUAACUCAAGUAUGUCAAUCAGUACAGAGAGAGAACGAGAGAGAGAGAGAGUUUUUUAAAGUCUCCAUUAUUAUGGUGUUACCUCGGGGUAAAAGUGACCCAUGAUGAAAUAAAAGCAAUCAGCGUCAAACUUGAGGCUGACACUGAAGCAGGGUGACAGUUUGGGAAACAUUUCAUCCCACCUCAAGCCAACAAGGAUGAUUUCUUUUCUCUUCCUGCAUUCACCACAGAGUGGCGCCCCGGCUCAACGGGGCAGAUUCUGUCAGAUCUGGAUUUGACGUCCCAGAAAGAGGGCAGGUGGAAACGUAUCAACACUCUGGCACAUUACAACGUAAGUACUGACAUCCUGAUUUAAUGUCUUUCAGACGGAAGGAGGACUGAAAAUAGCAUGUAAUUUAUGGAGGUAGCGGGGAAGUAGAGCCUCGGUGUGGGCAUGUGAAUGUGGAGGCGGACUGCAAAUUUUCACUUAAUUUCAGUCAGAGAUGGAGCUUAUCAACCUGCUGACAUGCAUGAUUUUUCUGACAUUUGUGUUGUUCCCGCGUCAGAAGUUAUCAAAAGAAUCCAGCAGUGCUGUUGACCUGGUUUAUAAGAGUGUCGAAAACAUACUUAACAUUUCUUUUAGUCUAUAAAAAAAUUUGUUCCAUUCAUGUUUCCAUUGAACAAGCCUGCAAUAACAACGAUACAUUGCAGUGUCAGAGCUGUGCAGUGUUUCCAGAUGGGACAUAUAGCAUUAUCGUACCAGAGACUCAAAAUUAUCGUAUUUGGGUAAAAUUAUCGUACACCUGUCAUAAUCAAAAUAGCAAUCUGACUGUUGCAUGAUAGUCACAUUGAGUCACUCUGUUUAGAGUCCUAUAGGCACUCACAAUUUUGAGGCUACAGUUUUGUGGUCAUUCACACCCCCCGCCCCACAUGACCAGCGCAUGAUUAGACUUCCCAACUGAGCAUGAUUGACAGCUAAUCAUGCUUGUUGUUCGGAGACAAACGUCACUUAAACUAUGAUUGGAUGGAGACAUCACACGGUAAAAGAUGCCUUUAGGGCAGGGGUGGGCAAUUAAUAAUAUGUGGGGCCACAUGAGAAACCUGAACUGUGUUGGAGGGCCGAACCAACAAUUACUUCAACUUCAAAUCAGGGGGACUUCACACGUACAGAAAAGCAAGCCCAAAUAAGCAGCUACUAGUUAAAAACAAGCCAAAAUAAGCGCACCUGUGACUCACUAGUUUUACAAGCGAUUUCUGAGAGAAACAAGCCGAAAGUCUUUUAUAAUAAGCGGACUUGACAACUACAAGGCGUCCACAUAUAUUAUAAAGCAUCACACUUGUAUAGCAUGUUGAUGAUUUGAUUGACAGACCUCACGAAGGACAGGGACAUCCAAAGGGCUGGAUGUGGCCCCCAGGCCGUAAAAUGCCCGGGUCUGCUUCAGGGUUUGCAAACAAAAAACUGAAAAAUAAAGACUGAGACAGUCCCGUUGCACCACACGAUCACGAAACUGUUAAAUUAUCAUACAAUUAGCCUUUUUCCUUGGUUAUUGACCGUACAUUGUACAGAGGGCAAAAUUAUUGUACAGAUAUGAUAAUUAUUGUACAUCUGGCAACUCUGGAGCUGUGUGACACAAAAAUGCAAUUCUGCUGUGUCUGGGUGUACUCAGUAAGAGAAUAGGGGAACUUAGCUGUGAGCAUAAAUCAGUUGUUUAAAAGUCUACCAUACACAUCCACGAUCCUCCACUCUUUUGUCUUUUUAUGUUUGGCAACACGCCUGCAAUUUUUAAUUUCUCACCAGCAGACAGUUGAUAAGGCCCGGUCUUGGCUCACUGUUGUCAGCUCUCGACAGCGACAGCACAACACUAAAUCUUCUUGGCACUAUAUUGAUCCUCUGAAAAUAAAGGUCACUCACAAAUAUCCCCUCGUUGUCCUGCUUUUCAGCCUCUUAAACCCCCCUCUUUCAAAGGUCCUUCUCUUCCAUUCACACUACUCGCUGCUGUUGCUCUUGUGUCUUGCAGUCUCGCCGCCACAGAUCCGUUAACUGUGUUGGAGUUGUGCUAAUCACAGGUUUUGUGGAGUCAAUAAAGGGUUGACACUAUGGAAAACGGCCUGUAAAUGCCCCUAUAAAGACCCGGGGUUGCUGUCCACUCAAUUGUAUUGAUUAAGAAUUAGUUCUGGGACACUAAAAGAGACUGCUGACCCCCAGGCUCAGUACCUAUUAAAUUUAAGAUGGGUGAAGUAAGUGUGUGUAGUUGUCUGUCCUCUGCGUGACAAAGACUGUUAUCUGUGCUCCAGGUGCGGGACAACGCCACAUUAGUCCUGUCCAGAGUCCUCCACACUCAGCAGAACUACGACCAGAACCAGGAAAACCAUGAAGAGCGUAUGUGUCACCGAACACACACAGACUGUACACAUAAACACACUUGUUGAACCCAAACAAAUAUAGAUCAGAUGUCUAUUUGAUAUUAUAAUUCUUGUCUUCUGUGUUUUUUAUCUCCCUGAGUGCUUUUGUCGGCUUCCAUAUUCUAGUUUAACAUGCUAAUAGAUGCUGUUUUAUAUAUAGCGCUCUGAGAUCAUGCUGGAAUAAUGCGCUCUUUUAUCUUCAGAGUUUUCAUGUGCAUUUCUGAGUAGUUUAUUGUUUCACGUCUACUUGGAUAUUCUCUCUGCAUAUAAAUUCCUUUGACAAACGCACUCCCUUUUUAAUCAUCUGAAUAUGUUCAGAGAGGGCGUGCAUGAAUAAAUAAGGAGGGGAAUUACUAAAGAAAGUUUUUCAAAGUGUUGUUUGUCUCCUCUUCUCACAGGAAAUGCUCUGUUGGAAGACGACAAGGUGUUUCAUUUGGUGAGGCCGGCAGACGAACUGGAUGAGAUCAAAUCUAAACGAGGGAGCAUUAAAGACAAGUCGAUGACCAAAGCCAUUACGGAGAUUUACCUAACACGGCUCCUUUCUGUAAAGGUACAAACCCAGAAUCAAUCUUUUAGACAUAUCUUAAGUAGUUAUGCAAUUUAACUGCGUCAUUCAAGAAUUAAUUAUACUUCUACAUUUUUUAGGCUAGCUUUAACUGAUGGCUUCCAGGUUUGAAUAGUGCAAAUCAGACGCUAAAACAGUCCAAAAAAACCCCCUGAAAACUCACACUCACAUUUUGUGCAAAUAGUUAUGUCUUCAGGCUGUGAUAUUUCUGGCACCGCUCUCCGUCUCUGUCCUGUCUCACAUUAUUUGUGGCCCCUUUUCAGGGAACACUGCAGCAGUUUGUGGAUGACUUCUUCCGCAGCGUGCUGUGCUCGGGGGCAGUGGUGCCACCGGCUGUCAAAUAUUUCUUUGACUUCUUGGAUGAACAAGCGCUGAAACACAAUAAUGUGGAUGAAGAGACCAUCCAUAUCUGGAAGACUAACAGGUGAGACUUUUACACGUACGGACACACUGAUCAUUGAGAAAGUCCCACUUAUAUGUAACAUAACUGCAUGCUAAUCAUAAAGAGUGUGUGGCAGUAUAUUUGUAAAACUGCAGUGCAAAUACCUGUCUUAUAAUAGUUUUAUAAAAAAAUGUUUUGAAUAAAAGUUUCUGAUAUAAAUUACCUGUAUUGAAAUAUGGGCACCAUACCUGAAAAAUAACUUAUAUGCUAUGAUUAUAGAUCAAUUCUUAUUUUCAUCCAUAUCAUGUAACAUUUUGUUGUCAGAUUUGGUUAGAGGGAAUACGAUACAAUGGUACGAUACAAUGAUACAAUAUGAUAAAAUACGAUAUGAUGAUACGAUACAAUGAUACGAUAUGAUACAAUAUGAUACAAUCCACUAAGAUGAUACGAUACAAUACAAUACGAUACGAUGAUACAAUACAAUACGAUAAUACGAUAUGAUUCAAUGACACAAUACGAUGCAAUACAAAACGAUACGAUGAUACAAUACAAUACGAUGAUACAAUAUGAUGCAAUAUGGUACGAUACGAUAUGGUACGAUACGAUAUGAUAAGAUACGAUACAAUAAAAUAUGAUACAAUGAUAUGAUUCGCUUUACCGUCCCUCGAUGUGAGAUGAUUAAUUAGAUCCAGCAACUGUCUCUUGUACGAAUUUAAAUUUUCAUGAAUAUUCCUCAAUCUUUCUUUUUAAAGAAAAUAUUGGCAGUUUAUUUAAUUAAAAGAAGUCAUUAGAGGGUUGCUUGAUAAAAAAUAAACUUUGAGAAUAAUUAUAUUUUUACUCUGUUAUUAAACAUGCAACACACAGGCCAGAAAUACACACAUGCACAAACAGGGUCUGUGUUUAUGGAAAGAUGUUAAGGUGAGGGGGCUUCAGUUUGAGCACUUUGACAUCUAGGACAAUUUUUAUACUUUAAUCUGUACUGAGACUUAAACUACUGACUAAUCUACUGCCUUCUCCAUCAUUUAUGUUGAUUGAAAGAUGUGCCCAGUCAAGCAAUAGCUCAUAAACGAUCUCACACUUUUUCACCUUUUGUCAGUUGUGCUCUUAGGUUGUUUUAUAGAAUUGUGCCUUUUUUCCUUAAAGCAGAUUUCUACACAACUAUUUGGUUUUGGCAGAGGACUAACAAGAACUGGGAAAAGUCCUUAGCUGCUCAAAUGAAGUGCUUUAUUAACAGACAUUUCCCAACACAACUUCCAACACAAGUUGUUUUCUGACAUUUCCAAAAAGACGCGAGCUUUCUACAUUAAAAGAUUCACACUUUUUGGUAACUGAUUACUUUCCACCUUCAGUGUAGUUUUUAUUUCUUGUCAAGGAGAACUCUUUAUUUUCUCUCUUCUCUGUUUCUCUUUGAAAUAUUGGUCAAUUUAUUUCAGAGCUUUGGGCCUGGAAAAUGUAUUUAAAUGAAGCUAUCUGGGAAGUCUGGAAAGAAAAUCUGUCUUUGGUGGAACUCAGACAUCUGCUUUUUCUCAAACUAAAAAGUUGGGGAGCAACUUUGUUCAGUCUUAGAGAAUCUAUUAUGUUUUACAAGCCUAUAAAAUAAACCAUUAAAUGAGGGAAAAAUAUGCAGUUGUCCCUAUAAAAUUGAAGGGAGUUAAAUGUAAAAGGACAUGACAAGCGACAUCUCAUCAACAUGUAUGCAAUGCAGUAAUUUAGCAACAAUUGGGUGUAUUUACUUAAUUACUUUGCAUCAAUGAUUGUAAAUCUCCUCCAGCAGACACAGGCUGAGUCUGAUCGGCAUAACAAAUCCAGUUGCAGAAAUACAGCAACUCUCCAAGAAAUAAAACUUACUUAUCCAAGAAAAAACUGAAUACAAAUGCACAAUUUCAUCUCACUUAGUUUGCAAUCUCAAUCCCCCCCCCCGCUCCCAUGUGACAUUUAAGUACAUAAAUUAGUGUCACGUUGGCUAAGACUCAAGCAUACAAGACGCCGUGUUGCAUGUAGAUGCCAGUGAUUGACGCAAGGCUGGCGAGAGAGCACCCACACAAGGACAGGAGAUGAGCGAUUUAAUUACUUACUCCACACCACGCCACAUUCUGCAUCCACCCGUUCUGUUUAUCAAAUCAACUGAGGGCCAUGUAUUAAAUAUGAAUGUGUGUACCAGGCACAACAAAUAUGGUAAUUAUGUCCCAAGCUAAUUUAAUUCUGUGAUUAUAGCAACAUUGCUAUUUUUAUGCUUCUAUUGUGUUCACACUGCCGCCUCCCCCUGAGAUAUUGCCAAACCAGUCUGAAUUUUACACGGUGUGCGUUUCAUGUCUCAGCUGGCGGAGCUUUCAAACAGGGAGGAGAAGUUUUUUUCGGGAACCUUGUGUUUCUUCUUUUAGAUUCACAAGCUUACAUGAGGUUUGAAAGCUGUGUACUGAGCGUGUGUUUUUUUUUUUUCCCCUGCUCAGAAGGGAAAUUAGCGCGAGUAGUGGAGCAUUACCUUAAGUAAUCGCUCCAUUAGGUUGUUAGGCUGCACGGGAAUUCAAAAGGUCAAGGUUUCAUUGUAACUCGAGCAUUUGUAAUCAUUAUUCCUUUUAGCAGACAGACACCGUUGACUGUUGCUCGCCAAAGAUACCUUUACUUACAGAUAGAAAAAGUCACCCCAGGUGCUUUUUAUUGUUUUCAUUUCAUUUUCUUUCUAAAGCAGUGAUUCAGCGAGAGGUCAGAGUAAUCUGAAAUAGUGAUAUUCAGUGAAAGUUGAGGGUUUAGCUCUGAAUAAACUGACACCUAGAAGAAAGGCCUUUUACCUUCCUUGUUAUUAUCUUGCAGCGCUCUCAAUUGUACCUCUGGCAAGUGCUCUCACACAUGAAAAACCUCCAUGACUCAAAUGAAUUCAUUGAUCUAAUGUAGUUGAUGAGCUUCUCUCCUCUUCUGUAGCAAGAGUAAUGGCAACAACUACAAUGAUAACUGCUUCCUGUCCUCUUUUCCUGCAGCCUUCCUCUGCGCUUUUGGGUGAACAUCCUCAAGAAUCCACACUUCACCUUCGACGUCCAUGUGUCUGAAGUUGUGGACGCCUCACUCUCAGUCAUUGCCCAGACCUUCAUGGACGCCUGCACCAAGAGUGAGCACAAACUCAGCCGGGUGAGUUUACCUCCUUGGAGACGUAGAAGGAGGAUAGAGUGAAAGGGCAAAAGAGAAGUGGGGGAGAUGAGAUGGAGACGAUGGGAGCAGAGUGGAGUAUAAACGACAGAGAAGAGGAAUGUUAUCAAUCUCAAGUGCCAUUGUUUUCACUGUUGUGUCAACUUUCUCCCUGUAGGACUCUCCAAGUAACAAACUUCUCUAUGCAAAGGAGAUCUCCACCUACAAGAAGAUGGUGGAUGAGUAAGUCCCAUCAGCAGUUCACAAAGUUCUUUCGAUCUGUUGUUUUCAUGUCAGAUAGAAAUGCCUCUUUUGAUAGUUUUGUCAAUAACACUUACGCAAGUUAGUGAUGAUGCCCUUUUCUACUUUGUCUCUGUGUUUGUUUGUGCGUGUGUGUGUAGUUACUAUAAGGGCAUCAGGCAGAUGGUUCCCGUCAGUGACCAGGACAUGAACACUCAUCUGGCAGAAGUGUCACGGGUGAGAAAAGCAGCUGUGCCACUGAGAUUACUCUGUUGUAAAAGUUACCAUCCUUCAGAAAACUCUCUUUGUAGAUUGUUAGCGCCCCCUAGGGAAGUGUAACUCAAUCGAAAUCAACCCCUCAGGUAGAUGCUUCUCCAGAAAUACGUCAGAUAAGUAACCUGUGCGUCUAUUUUAGGUAAAGCCAGACAAACGCUAAUCCAUUACUCUACAAGUCCAUCAAUAAUCAGACUUUUCCUGUCAGGACUUGAGCAACUUCUCUGUGAUUUCAUGCUGCAAACAGGACAGAAGCAUAUUUAGUGCUGCUGGCAACUCUUCAUCUUACAGCCAACCAGAGUCCUUUGAACCCACCUGUUUUCAUGCCGAUUUUGUGUGUGGCAUGAAAAAAACACAAACAUCCAACUGAAAAUAGCAGAAAAAUAAGAAUUGAAAUCUACCACAGAAAAAGUAUUUACACUGGGCCGACAGAAACAGAUAAGAAUACAGCAUGUGACUGUGAGGAGAUGAAAAAUCCUAGUAGAUCUAACAUCAGAUCUUUGUUCAACCUUCUGCAGAUAAAUACCUACAAAAACGCACAAAAAGGCCAAAUUUCCAUCAUGUGUCAUUCAUCAUUUUCAGGUGUUUUGGGGUCUGACAAGAGGCCUAAUUACUUCUGACUUAUUAGUCAUCUCACUGCAUCCUUUUCUUUGAUGGUGAAUUAAUGAAAUCUGACUGGAUAAUUACCUCCUCUUACUAUUAAUCUUGAAAGAGCAACUCCUGAUUUUAGGUAGUACCAAACUUCUGCGGUUAAAUACGUGACUUCAUUCACAUUUUCUAUUUUGUAAUUCUGGAAACAUGGCCUCUUAAUUUGGAUGACAACUCUACGACUGUGGCUUUUAAUGGAGAAGUUUAAUCUUACUACACUGCAUCUUCUUUGGACGCAUAACAAACAAAAAAAAGCUACUUCCAGUUUGUGCGCUUAAAUGGAAACUGACUUAAGGGGUAAAUUCAGAUAACCAGCAAAUUGAGUUGCUUUGGCAGUAACUUAAUACAGCUCUUGUUAGAGAUGUAGAGAAAGGAGCGCUCAACAGUCAGGCUGAUAGCUGUAAAAUUCAGAAGCAGUAACACAGUACUACAGAGAUUUAUAGUUUACCAUGAAUUUCUCAAUCUGUUUGUAUGUCAAAUUACAUACAAAACUUCCAAGAACAGUGGAAACAAAAAAAUCAACAAACAAAUCAACAUUUUAGAAAGUCUGACAUGGAGUGUAUCUACAUUCAUACUUAACCGGUAAGGCAUGAAGCUAUGGAAUAAAAGAGUCUCUUAGGGCUAAUAAUAAUAAUAUUAUGUUCUCGAGUUGAGGGUAUGAGGAAUUAUAGAAAAAGAACGGGGGAAAAGCUGGGCACUUAUCCUGGAAAAAGGUCUAAAUGCCUUCUUUAUAUUGGCAUGUAGAAAAUUAUUCAAAACUAUAUGUAUGACAUGUUUCAGCGCCUUUUUUGAUGUGAAGAGAGUGGGUACCCAGGUUUUUUCUUUCCCCUUUUCUCGUCUUGAUUAUCACCUUUAGUGACAGUUUGUUUGAAGCAGAUUGUACAAGACAAAAUCACAGUGACAUACAGAGAACAAUACAUUAUACAUAAGCGCUGAAAUAUGACAGAGUCUUAAAUGAAAACUGGCAUCGAGCAGACUACUAAAUAGAAUAAACAAACUCAAUGAGAGGAUCUGUGUUGUAAAAAAAGGAUUUUUAGAAAAGAAAAAAAUUGUUAUUUAAUCAUUUGAUUUCUAAGGGAUGAGCAGUUUUUGAAGAGCAGUUAGAUUUACAAGUCGGCAAAAGAGCAGAAAAACUUCCUUUAGGUAAAAGAACAUGACCAGGAGAAGCGAAAAGUACCUCCAGCCUUCCUGCGGAUCCACCGGUUUAAAAAAAAAAGAAUUUCAAUCUCUCUGCUUCACACCACUGAUCUUAGAGCAGAUUUUAAUAAUACUGUUCAGACUGCUGCUGUCUCUCACUGAGAGGCGGUGAAACCAGCAGAUAACAGAAAAACAAAGGAGACUCAAUAUAAGACUGAUAGAAAUGGCAGAGGAUUAAAGGACUGAAAGGAAAAGCAGUUCAGCAUCCGAAAAGGUGAAUUCUUUGUGGUCCGUUCCUCAUUAUAGCAAGAAUUUACAUGACAUUUGAGUCAUUCAAAAAUAAGUAGUUGUAUGAUCUUAAAAUCUCCACAUUUCCAUUAGGAAUGAUGCACCUCUAUGCCUCACUUUUAGGUUUCAACCCUAAAGUCAGUUCCUUGGUUUUUCAUGCAUUUCUGUCUUAAAAGUGGUUAUCAUCAUCACACCAAGAAGUUUAGAAAAAAAAAAGUAUUUCAGAGUCAGACUGGAGCAAGAGUUAUCUCUGUUUGGAAAUAAUCUUAGAUGGUAGAAGGCGACCUUUCCAAGUCGUUUGAGCGGAAAUUUAAAUGUCGACUAACUGGCUGGUCUAAGGAAAAGAAAAUGUUCAGGAAAUAGCUAAAAUUUAACACAAUUUAUUUACUGCAGCACAGAGUCGAUGGGUAACCAAUGUCAAAUUGGUUUGCUGGGUGUUGCAAAGGUUAGCAGAACACCAACAGCCUCUUGUUCUCCUUGCACGUCAACAUCCAAAUGCUUGUGCUAGUUACAUAUUAUUCCUGUCAAGAGAUUAUAUGCCAGCUUGAUCUGAAACAACCUGCAAACAAUUAAUCUCUACUUUUAGAAAUCAAAAUACUGUCAAACCUCACAUUGCCGUCUAUUGUCUCUGCUCGUUUACAUCUGGAUAGUAGAGCCUUGUAACAUUUUGGUAGCCGGAGAAAUAUUGUGCUGCAUUCCAGUUGUACUCGAAAAUUGGAAUUUCCAAGCUCCGAGUUAGAAAUUCAUCUGAAACGCACCCCUUAAGUCAGAUUUCCGACUCGGAAAGUCGCACAAUCCUCACCAACCCCGACUUGACAACAACCUCAUAAUUCAAGAUGGAAGCGCAGUGCAUCAACGGUUAAGAGUAACAGUAAAAAUAAUGUAAAAAUUAUGAGCACUUCUGUUUUGUUUUUGUGAAAUUAAAUAAAUGAUCUAUGUUGUUAAACCCAACGUCUAACUGUGAACACAGUGCUAUGGUGUUUGUAAGAGUAAAAUACUGUGUUAUGCGUUGUUAACAAAUGGUAUAGCUAACAACCGCUAACAACAGCUGACAACGGCCAACGACAGCUGACAACUGUAAACAACAGCUAAUGUAGGCGUCCAUCUUGGUUUUCCGACUUGGUAACUAAAACACUAGUAACUCGGGUGUGACGUCAUUCCCAGCUCCGAUAUCCGACUUACGAGUUAACUGUAGCGCAGCAUUAGCAUCUUGUUUCUGACUAGAAGUUCUGGUGCAGACUAGCAAGGUUGAUGAUAAGAUGAUGUUUAAUUGACCAUAAGCGCACAUCCCUGAGUUUUUAAAUGAUGUUCAAGAGUAGACAGCCAAUUAAUGUUCUGCUGCUGAAAAUAAAACUACCCUUAUGAGGAAGUAAUUUAACUGCAAUGAAUGGCUAUUGCUGAAAAAGCCCACCAUUAACAGUAUAUGUAAGUGGGUUUAACUUGAGGAAAUGUUAAUGGGCAUAGCUAUAAUGCCUGGUUGUUAAUAACAAUGUUCCUACUCUGAAAAGGUUAGGUUUCUUUCUCUGUUGUAGUGUCGCCUUUUGUAAGUGCUGUUAUAUGAAGCCUUGAAGCAAAAAUUAGAUUCCUCAUUGAACUCUGACUCAGGUAUUUAUAACAUCUUCUCUUUAACCUUUGAAUUGUUUUUAUGUUCCCCAGGCUCACACAGACAAACUGAACACACAAGUGGCUCUCCAUCAGCUUUACCAGUAUGCCAGCAAAUACUACGACGGGGUAAGAGGCCCUUCUCUUACUAUCAUACCCAAAGGAGGCUAUUCCACUGAAUGCACUACUGCCCACUAUAUUAUUGCUUUUCCUUUUUUCCCCCCUCUCCCUCUCCCUCUCUCUCUCUUCACUCUCGAUAUGCCAGAAGAGUGAUUGUAUGAAAUUUUAAUUGAAAGCAUUUCUGUGGGAUGUGAAUUGGAAAAUUGCUCUGGGAAUUGAUUUUUUAAGCGUCCAUUGUGCACUGCCACUCGAGGUCAAGAAAGGGGGAUAAACAAAACCUAAUGAACAAGUUGGAUAAACAAAUGGGGCUGUCAGUCUCCCCUAAGUGGGACUUGCAAACAAUAACAGCUUAUAUGACGUGACUGUUGAUGUCAAAUGACACCGUCCUCUCCUCCCAUUUUCCACCUUUUAUCAUUCCUGUGUGUUUACACUCUCCGUGGUCCUUGUUUCUUUGCUUUUUUGACAUUCCUCAUUCGCCUCCCCGCUGCCUUAUUCCUCCUCCUUUCUUCCUCAAUUAAUGCCCUUCUCACCUUCCCUCCCCCUUUCAGAUCAUCGCAUCCCUAGAAGAGGAUCCAGCCGCCCAGAGUAAACAGCUGACCCUGCGGCUCCAGCAGAUAGCAGCCGCCCUGGAAAACAAAGUGACUGAUCUUUAA